This is a messenger RNA of Xyrichtys novacula (pearly razorfish), 48161 nucleotides long. The record is from the annotation of a GenBank genome assembly. Lineage: Eukaryota; Metazoa; Chordata; Actinopteri; Labriformes; Labridae.
UCUAGAAGAGACGCAGCUCCUCGCGCAUGUUAUCCAGAGGACGUUCUCACUGCGCGCGACAACCAAAAGCCCCCAAAGGCACAACAGCGAGUCGACGUGACAACCUCGUCAUUGCAUUUUUGCAUUAGAGUGAAAACAGACCCAGGUUUCUCCGUUUAUCGCUAUUGAUAAAAUCAAAAACAAAUAAACCCACUUUUCAGUCACAUAUACCGCUCUAUUAUAAGUUCACGCUUGUCUCAAUGGCAAUCCCUCAUAUUAUGGUCCAUCGCAGGAGCUGUUUUUCAUUAGCUCCUCUUUCCGCUAGAUGUCAGCAUUGUCAAUAUUUUAACACCGUUGGCUCCAGAAUUGAAAGCAGAUGUUUCAAAAAUGAAAACAAAGACCACCAAAUACUUGACACAAAAUGGGUUCACCAGCAGAGCAAGGAAACAACAAAUACUCCCCAAGCUGUCACAACAUGGAAGGAGACGAAGUGAUGGUAUAAGAGCAACUUUGGUGAAAUCAGACUCUAGAACAUGGUCUAAACAUAUAUAGCUACAUAGAGAUAGCUGUUGUGACUGUCAAUGCUAUAAUGACUUUUUGAUUUGCAAAAGAAUAAAAAAAACAGACAAGGAGCAAGUUAUUGAAAUUUAUGUAUUGGAUAUACUUCAAAUAACUAUUCCUUAUCAUAUAUGGAUAUGACAAUCACACGUAUACAAUGUAUAUACAUAUAAUGUCCACUUGAGGUUGUGUUUACCAUGUACAAAUACAUACAGCAUAUUUGUGUUAACUGAUUAAUGUAAUAUUUUUAUCAUCAUACCGUUAUUAUACAGUGAUACCACCUCUUUUAUUGUCCUCUGUUAUGUAUACACACACACACACACACACACACACACACACACACACACACACACACACACACACACACACACACACACACACACACAUAUAUAUAUAUAUAUAUAUAUAUAUAUCAUACAUACUGUAUUGAACAAUGGCAUUCUAUAACGUACAUACUGUAACAAACCAUGUUACAAAAAUGUAUAUUUCCCUGUUUUCCUUGUUUUCACAUUACUUAUUGCAAAUCUACAUUGAAUCUUUGACUAUCACAACUUGACAUUGCAUAUUAUUGUCUACUUUAUACGUUAUAUCACAAUUUAUGCCACCUUUGGGUGAGCUCAUACCCUUUUACUUUAUUUCAUAUCAUUCUCUUAAACCUGACACUUAAAGCAAAGCAUGUUCAGCUGCCUUGUAUAAGUACUGAUCCUAGUUUAGCAUUUUAUUUCUAUUCAUAUUCAUCAUAUUUAUUUAUCUUAUUCUUACAGCAACCUUGCUUGCUUAUCAUGCCUUGUGUUCCUGUGUUGCUGCAGCUGAAAUUCCACUCUGGAACUAUAAAGUAUUAUUAUUUCACCUUUAUGAUCAAGCAUGGAGAGACCUCUGCCUCACAGAAUAAAGCCCUCUAAUAAUAGGCAGACCUAUUAGCAUUUGGCUACUCAUAAUAAUCAUGAAGGAUAAUUGAAGCCAGUUGUAGCCACUGGACCAGUUGUGUGGUGGGUUUGGCAGAGCAGAGGAGCAGACUGACGGGGAGGAGCUCCAGUCGCAGCAGCAGCAGCAGCAGCAGGCAGACCCUCCCAGCACUGGAAGGAAACGGAAACAAGCGUCGUAAACCUUAUGCUAGCAGCUACAUUUAGGCUCCGAGGACGGGGUGUAAGCGACAUCACACACAGUUUGCUGCCUCCUAAGAGGAAACAGGGAGUGGAUAACUACACGACAGGGUUUUUUUGUUACUGUGGUAGCUUUGAAACGGAAUAUCUCGAGUGGUGAGUUCUAUUUAAGCUCUUGCUUUAUCUAAAACUUGUAUUUUCUUUUCACGACGCAGGGCUAGUCAAGUUCAGUAACGUUAGCUGCACUGAGCUAGCAUCAACAGCUUGCGCUGUGAAAAAAAGGUGUUUUCUUCCUUUUUACCAACGUGAAGCUAGCUUGCAGGCCUCGGGUAGUUUUUAAAACCUGGUCCUUGUUAUUGGUUGAAGACUUGUUUCUAUUGUUGUAACUGUAGAUACGCCCGAUGUGGUCAAUUUUAAGGGUUAAGUUUGAAAAUCACACGGCAGCGCAGUUAUUGUUACCCGACCGUUAGCCGGUGUUUCGGUUUAUAAUGUGACCCUGUCAACUGGAGACUGUCGGCCGGAUGCGUGUUUGGUAGUCGCAGUAAAAGCAGAUGUUGAAAACGAAGCAAAUUUGGUUGCCCAUUCUCAUUAACAACACUUGGAUGACGCCUCUCUUCAGCACAGUUGUCAGAUUGUAACUUAAAAAACGUAGAAACAUCGGCGGGGACAGCUUACGUACCUUAUUUUUGUUUGUAAGUCAACAGCAUACGCUACAAGUCGCCAAAUAACAGGGUCACAAGUUACACCGAAACACCAGCGAUGCUAGCAGGAGCGUUCUAGAGCAUUGGACUGUUAGCUGGAACGGAUUCGACGCACAGAAGCUCGCGGAGAACCGUUAAAAUCACAUUCAAAUGGUUCAAACGGCCAUUUAAAACUUUUCCUCGUCGAAAUUAUACUAUGAGGAAAUCAAAUAAAGGCUUUGAAUUAAAGAGGAUAACUGUUGCUGUCUUCUUCUUUUUGGGUUUCAGCUUCUCUUUCUAGUACUUGUGCUACAUAAACGUUACUUAUGAUCCAAAUUAUGUGCUUAGUUGUCUUUCGUAACGUUUUAAAGGCCAUGGAUUUAACUGUUGACAGCUUUAUGAUUGUAAACAAUGGCUGCAGUCACAGUAUAGGACUAACCCCGCCGUUACUGUCAAAUGACUUUUCUAGACGAGGUCUGCUGCAGCUUGUGCUCUAGCUUUUCAAAUUUACAAGGAUUAUUCAACGAGGAAACUAAAUCCAAACGUUUACAUUUGCAUUUUGCCUCUGUUUAUAGUUGUAUUUUUCUGCUGACUGUCAGAUUUAAUGGCUUUAUUCGCCGCUGAGCUCUAUUAGUGUGAACCCCUCAGAUCUACUCGGUGGCACUCGAGCAAACAACUUAAUGAGAUAACGUAGCUUUAUCCAUUUAACUCAGCAACUGUUGCUCCAGCCAGUGUAUCACUGUCGGCUCUGCUUAAUAAGGCUGCUGGCUUAUCUGUGUUUGGGCCAGGUGCUUGGCUGUCAAAUGUGUCUGGAGCGGUUGCCAUUAAUUGUAGUGAACUUUGCACCCACAGUCUCAUUUCCUUUUAUGAACGUCGUCUUGAGAUAGGCCUGGGCGAUUUGCCAAAAAAAAUGAUCACGAUAUAUUUUGUCAUAUCGUCCGAUCUCGAUUAUUAUCACGAGUUUUAAUAACUGCCUGUUUUAAAGCAUCUGUGCUAAACACUCAAGAAACUAGAGAUUAGUUCAACAUUUUAUUAACAUACAAAGUAAAUAACAAAUUGAAUAAGAUACAUUCUAACUCAACAGUAAAUGCGGUGAAUUAGUUUACAGUUCUGAGGGUUUUUGCAGGUAUACAAGACCCCAAAUCGCCCCCUCAGAGAUAAUGAAGAUGCCUUAAAAUGUAAACAUAAAUGAUAUGAUUGAUUGCAGUUUUGGUCUGGUGGCUGCACCGCUAGUUGUGGCUAAACUGCUCAUGCUACUCUCGUGCCGUCAGCAGUGACAGGCUGUGCAGACUCCGCUCGGGAAGUACUUCUUCAAAUGAUUAAACACAUCUGUUGUGUUGCCAGUUUUUGAGGGUACCGAUCUCCGACAUACCUUACACAUUGGCUUAACUGCUUGAUGUCACUUUGGAGAUACCCGAACCUCAGCCACUCAACCGACGUUGAAUAACUUCUCAACAAUAACAUCUUCGGUGGGUGACUCAAAGUCACGGCUGACAUCUAUUUUGCUGCCCUCAGCUCCGCGUUUAGCUCCACGCUCGGUCAUUCGGUUUACUUCUCCGACAACUUACAAAAGUGAGCAAGAAAAGCUUGACUCUGAUAGGCUGUUGUGACGCACACUUCCGCUAUGUUUGAUCGAGUAAAUAUGCUCACAGCUGAUCACCGUGAUCGAAGUAGCAGGUCAUCAUAAGUCUUGACCUCACUUUUGAAUAUGACUUUAUCCAAGUGUAAUAAUAUGUUAUAUUGUUAGAUUAAAAAAGAUGAGAUAUUACCAAGAUUUCCUCCAAGUGAACACAUUGGAGCAAUCAAGUUAUUAAGGUUCAAGCUUAAUGUGAUGUGUCUUAAGUUUCUAUUCGGCUUGUUCUCAUCUAUUUAUAAUUUUUAAACUGUAUCCUAACUCACUUAGCAUCCAUUCUCUUCUACUUGUGAACUAGUUGCUCUAUGCUACAUGUCUGAUCGAGUGCCACAUUGUUUCUUAUUUGCAGGCACCUCACUGUAACCUUUAUGUGAGGUCAAAGCCUUAAAGGAGCGGGUCACAGACGGGAGGAGAGACUCGGGAGAAAAAACAGCAUCUGGCCGCAGAAGCCUGGAUACGUGUUUUUAUUUUUUAUUCAUCCCCCGAAACACAACUACAGCCGAGCAGUUUAUCAGCACGCAACAACAACAACAAACAUGGAGGCCAUUGCCAAAUAUGAUUUCAGAGCCACCGCCGAUGAUGAGCUUAGUUUCAAGCGUGGAGAAAUCCUGAAGGUAAGAGAGGACUAUUCAAAUUUUUAAGGUUGAGACUUGCCUGCAUUACUCAUAAUUAUGCAAUGCCAGGGUUUAUUUCCUGUGUAGUUAAUCAUAAUCUAGCCUGUGUUAAAUCAAAGGGAGAGCAACAGGAGAGAGUGUUUAAGGUGAAUGAUAUAGAUAAUAAUCUGGUUAUAGCUACAGCGUCAUCUGUAUGUCGUACUGUGAUCAAUAUCUUUAUCAUAAAAACUCGAUAUUGUGCAUGUAGAUGGUAGUCCUCACUGUAAACAUGGUAAUUACAUCAGCAUAACAUCAGCAUAACAACAAGGCUGCCUUAGAUACUGCUGUUUGUUGUUUGAUUGUGACUGCAGAAGGCCCAGAUGAUAAAAGAGGCUAAAGAUGUGGCUUUUUGUUCCAUUAUAAACUAUCUAAAGUGCUCUCUGUGAAACCCAGCUCCCCGCCAUGAGAGGCUUAUUCAAAGCCUUGUGCUCUCUGGUUGCCUGAAAAACAUUUGUGUCACUCACGACCUUGAUGAGAUAGCCAAGAUAUUAGGAAGUACAUACAGCAAUUUUCUGGGAAGCGAUUCUCUUUGGAUUUAAACGCAAUCACCAUAAUCCCUCUGUUUGUGGUCAUGACAGGAAGAGGCGACAGUGCAGGGAAAAUUAUACACAAACCUUCAUAUCUCCUUUUUGUUUGCAAAAACGUUUGGGUUUAACAUCCCUUCUAUCAUGUGUGACUUUGAGAACUUCUGUUUCUUUACUGUGGCUUUCAGGUCAGUCUUUAUUUUACCAAAAUAAAUGCCUACAGUGAAGAUAGUUCCCAGAAACUGUUUGCACAAGCUGCAGGCUGAUAACAGAAUGAAUAGCCUCUUUGUAAAAGAUACAUUUUUAAAGGAUCACACAGUUCUGUGUAUUUUCAGUGUAACCUGUCGCCCUGUUUUUGAUCAUAACAGUAAACUGUUUUUACGGGCAACAUCUUGCUUGCCAUACAUGCCGGUUGAUUGAAACUGAUAGGGUGUUACUGAUGGUGCACAUCUUUUAUGUGCCUGAUAAUAGUCAGUUCAUUGGCUACCUGAUUUAAUUAUACUCAUAACAUUAAAAUGAAUACGCUUUAUUAUUGUGGCCAGGGUAAGGGCUAUUAAUUCCGACUGUAGAAUGGAUCAAGGUUGAUAUCAACAGAAGAGUGCCUGUCAUGUAGCAAUGUUGUUUUUUUAGAUUUUUGGCUAGAAGUUGUUUCAGCUUAUCCCAUGUGUGGGAAUUAAAAGUGACAAGGGGCAUGUGCCGGAGCUCCAAAUGUCUUGUUGUAAAACAAACUACACGAUUCAUGAUUAAAAUCACUGAGUCUGUUGUCACAGACUUUCCUAUGCAGCUUUAUUGAGGCUGUGUCUGAAUUAUAGUGUUUACCUUGGUUCUAGCAAUUCCUAAAGAUGGCCAAAACCUUCGUUCUCUACCAAAGUGUUGACUUCAACCACUUUCUUUUUCAUUAUUUUAGGCAUUUUUGCUCUUUUAAGGAUAUUCAUCCUUCCUCUUGAUGUCCAGGCUUUGUCUUGGCACGGCAGUAUUUUCCUCUCUUGCUUUGGUGAACAUACUAUGUUCCAUUGCAUGUUCAGUUUUCAGAUGUUGUGCCAAACUGGUAGUGUAACUGAGUGGUCUGGGUUUGCCUCGCAGUAGAUGCUUGAUUAGAAAUUAAUAAGUUGGACUUUGAUUGAUGCAGAAAUUUAAGCCAUGGCUUUGAUUUUUUUGCACAGACACACGGACAGCCAGCCAGACUAUGACAGCAGCAACUGCAUUAUGGCAGCUUAGAAACUCUUCAGGGACAGCUCUACUACCACAGCUGUUGUAAAUAGUAAAGGUCCUUACACACCGGGGUCGACGCGAAUAUAGAACGCGAAAUUACGAAAUAUUCGGAGGUGACUUUUGACGUGCCUGACUAUACACAUCAAGCCCGAUGUGAUUUUGCAACUCUCUGGGGGGAAAAGACGCAUCCCGGGGAAGACCUUUCCCAGGGAAAGCCCCCCCUCCUUCGCCUCUGAUUGGCUAGAAAAGCUGGAAAUGUCAUCACACGCUCAGGCCAAACGGUCAGCACUUAUCCUUCCCCUACCAUCCUACAGCAUCCCGGGUGGAAGCGAGAGGACAAAAAUGGAGUCUACUUCAAGUGAUGGCGAAUUGGUCCUCCUUUUGUUUUCUCAAAAGAAAAAGAAACAUAGCACGUGGAUGCAUCCAAUAUUACAAAAAAGAAGAGAACUUUGUGAGUUUCACUGCUUGGUUCAGGAGACGGCUUUCUGUCAUGAUAGCAUGUACUGAGUCGGGGCCAGUACCAGAUAAGCAUGUGAAACUAUGGUAACAACCGUUAGCGUACGUUAGCACAGAUGAAAGUUAAAACAAAGACGAUUAGCAAACUGUUAAAGCACACAAAACAUCGUCAUAUGAGAAAUCCGAGGCUAUGACUCUCCAUAAGUUGUCCUUCAGGUCGUUAUCUUUGUAUUGUGUGUGUAGACGAUCAUAAACAAUCAGCCGGUCGGCCAUGUUAGAUAUACCGGUGAAUCUGACGUGGCAACAACACGAAAUCUGAUUGGUCAGAAGUGGACACACAGUAUACGAAACUUACGAAAAAUCGACCAUGAUCCGAAAAAAUAAAUGCUGCAAAAUCGCAGGACGGGAAAACGUUGCUGAUGUGAACGCUUGUAUUGACAGGAUAUGAGUUCGAUAAUCACACGACAAAAACGGUCCCGGUGUGAAAGGACCUUAAGGUUCAGAUUAUCAGAUUUAAUUGCCAAUACCUGAUAAAUUAAAGAUUCCCCAGAUUAUCUCUGAGCUAUCUUUUAGAAAAUCAAACAUAUCAAACAACAUCCUUUAGGUAUCUACCGUCUUGACUUUAUAGAGCCAAUAAUUAAUCUUUUUAGGUAAAAAAUAUCAAGCUGGUUAAUGGAUAACAGAACCAGACUCUACAACUAUUGCAAACCAGAAGUGAGCCGUUAACAAACAUCCUCUGAAUACUUUUACUGUAAGAGUAUUUCCCCUAAACCCCGAUGAUAGAAAGACCCUCAACUCAAGAGGGUCUUUCUAUCAGUGUGUUCAUGUACCUUCUGCUGUCAUAUAAUGUUACGUGUAAAUGUUGUAUAAGAGUCUGUCCUGGAUGAGUUGGCUGUUCUAUCAGAGCAUGAGUGCUGUUUUUUUUUUUUUUCCAGUGAAAAAGAGAUUGAAUUUAGAAAAGACUUCUUAUCUCAGCGGGAGGGCCCAGAGAGGGGGGUAGCUUAGGAAAGACUGAGCUUAAUAUGAGUUCUUAUUAAAUUUGCAUAUGAGGAAAAAAAGUGCUGUACUUCCCCUCUCAUUUCAACGGUGAGCUGUCGGGUUUGUAAAAUGUCAACUUUUGAGGAGAUGGCAAAGUUCCUGCCAUGAUGAAAAUGACAAACCUCGCAUUAUUAUUUUUUUCUCCGGUUGAUACCUUUUUGCAAAAAUGGAUUUAGGUGGUUGAGACUGAACUGACAGUAUUCUGGGAUAUAACUUGUCUGGUAUCUCAAGACUUGCAGCUUAAUUUUUGAAAGCUUAUAUAUAACUUCUCAGUUCCUCAUGUGCUGAGCAUGACAUUGCUCUCAAUUCCUUUUAGUGAGAUGCUCUAAAGGCGUUUUCUACCUAUCUUUUUAGAGGCACUCUCUCUUCCUGAGUUUCUGCACAUGGAGAAAUCAUGAGGCUGGGGUUAAGAGAGUUCAUUUGACAUUAAUGAGCAAAUUUUAUUUUUAAACUUUGUUGUUCACUCUCAGUCUCAUAAAGUUCUUCUUUGAUGCAAUUUAAUAUGGUCAUUGUUGUUGAAAUUUAAACUAUGUUGAAAAAUACACUAAAUGCUAGGGCUGGGUGAUAUUCUUAGCUUUCUGCUUUGAUACCAGCACAGUACCUGGAAGCUUAUUCAGACAAUGUGUUAACAAAAUAAUUUACUCAGGGCAGAAACUGUUUCAAAUAAUAUAUGUGUGCAAGAUAUAUAAAAAAAACAUACGAUAGAAGACUGACUAUAACUGGCCUUUUAGAGUACAUGUUAAAACAUUUGUGUGACUGAAACUGCACCAUAUUAAAAAUCUUGAAGUCAGACUGAAAUAUGUGGAUGAAUGUGGUUGGGGGUCGAUUUUUUUCUGUUGUUGAUGGUCCUGUUUUCUUUUGGAUAUCAUGAAAAAGGUUUAAUAUUAAUUUCGACGUAUUUUGUAAAUGUCAAAAAAACUCCUCACAGGAGCUUUAAUGUGUGGAGGACAAGCAGUGAGGGGCUGAAGAACAUUUUACUCAUGUGGUGAGAUAGAAAUUUGGUUAUCGCCUACAUAGAAAGGGUAAUUGACACGAUGACUAGAGGUAAUCUGUCCGGGUAAAAUAAUAAGUGAGAAGGAAAAAAAACAGCCCCAAGAAAGUCUAUUUUAUAGAUGUCAACAAAUGCCUUCAAUCAAAACUGAAAUUUUCAUACAGCAUCAUAUACAGGAGUUGAUAGUUAACCAGUUACAGUUAGAGUACAUCUGCCUCCCAUAGUCUUGUGACAUCUAGCCAAUCAGAUAGUGCUGUGGGUGGGACAUUUUCUUAGACAGCCCUAAUCUGGCCUUGGUGUUUUACGCAUGCUUCACAGUUCUCAUUCUUGGCUUUGACCUGGAAGAUGAACAGCAAAAAAAAAAAACGUAGAAGGUAGAAAACAAAACCUCAACAGAAGAAGAUAGAGGGAAAUAAACAAGACAAAUCUUUCAUACUUUCUUAAGGCACACAGCUGUAAAUUUGUCACUGUUCUCACCCUCCAGCCUACAACCAGUAUCUUGCUGACUUUUCGUAACACAUCAACUUGAAGGUCCUCCAGUAGCUAGCUGGGAGGGAGCACAUCACCACCUACUGCAGUGGAGGUGGACCUGCCUGUGUCAAUAAAUCAAUUCUCACCCACUGCUUGUUUACCGGGACAAGGAGGACAGUAGUCCAACUACAUUGCCUAAUGGAGCUGUUCCCGUAGCUGGGCUUAACUGUGCAUGUAAGAGCAGUGAUUACUGCACAGACGUGGACGUCAUGUCAGUCAGUGUCACAAAGUACCAUUUCAGCAGCAGUUCCCGCCUGUGAAGCCAGUGUCUUAAUAAUGAUGCUAAUAUAUGAAUAUUGUAACCUCAGUUUUCUCUCCUUCCUCAAGUUUAAAGGUUUCUCUGUCAGGUUAACUUUUAAGUACAAGACUUUAAACGCUGCAGGAAAAUUCUCUCCAGUUUAUUUUUGGACAGAGAAUGAAACAUGAAAUAAAAAGGAAAGCCUGCUUAAGUGUCGCCCCCAGGCCAGUCCACCAUUCAUGUGAAGCAUUUGUCAGCUGCUCUGCUCAAAGACCAGCUCACUUUUUUUUAAUACUGAAUGAAUCGCCUCGACGUUUGUCUGAUACCAUCCCCCUCUUCAUUUCUUUCAUCUUCCUCUGUCCUGUGUUCCUCUUUUUGUGUUUCCCCACAGUGCUCAUACAUUAGUCUGAAGUCUGAGUGUUUCCCCUUAGGUUACGCAUGCAGAACAGGACAGAACAAGCUCCUGUCUUUCACUGACACACGCUGGUACUGAGGUGAACCCACAGAGGACCUUUUUUUUUUAGAUAAAAUACUACAUGUGGUGUAUCAGUAAGGUUUAAAACGUGAAAACUGCACUUCACUAUGAGCUCUAGCUGAGGUUUUUGUCAUAUAUCAAUGCAGCAUCAUUAGUUUUAAUUGUUUAAGUCAUUAUAAGAAGCCAAUACAUAUCACAACUUAUUCCGCAUAUCAAUAGAAUCCCCCAAUUGAGAAAAUCCCCAAAUCAGGAGGGGGAUUUCCACUCCAUUUUAAGAAAUGAAAUUGGGGCCCUGGUUAGCUGUGCCAGCUGCUUCUGUAGCUACUUAACACUCUUCUUCUUCUUCUUCUUUUCAUGCUUCUGCACCACUCUCAAGAAGUGCUUCAGAAAAAUCAACUCACCUCAGGCUCUCUCUCUCUCUCUCUCCUGCUUCACUACCUCACUCUGCACUUUGCACCCUUUGCCUUUUUGACCAGCUUGAUAUUUUAUUAUAUAACAGUUGUUUGAACGUCAAUAACACAAAGCCAAAGCCCUCUCUUGACUUGACAACAUCACACAGAAAGAGAAAAACACCCAGAAGAAAACGGUUUUAACAGCCUGACAACUUGGUUUUAGUGCGAGUCCGUCUGCAUUAUGGCUCCGUGGCAUGUUAAACAAAAGCCGUAAUACAUGUAAAUGAACAAGUUUGUGAGGUGGACUGUGCUCACAGAGGCUCUUUUGCUCCCAUCAGCAGUGCUAUCUAUCCUCUGAUACUAAUACUAAACAGCUCUGCUCUGUGGACAAAGAGUCCCUCUCAUGAGAGAGAAAGACCCUCUUAAGGCUUUGCUCGUAUGAAGCAUCCUUAACCUCUCACCAGUUUCAGUAUCACUGGGAGAUGGUGGCUAAAGACAUUGCAUUAAGUCCUACUUUUAUCCAUGGUUUUCCUCCCUUUAACUCUUUAACACUUUUUGUCAGUAGUUUGGUGUUUUUCUAAACAUUCAAAUGAACUUGAGUUGUUAAACCCAAUAGAUUUGAAUGUAAAUGAAAUGUAACCGGUGUGGUUUGGUUUUCCUGGUGACUCAACAUGGCAUGUACUUGAAAUUGUCACAGCUAUGAUCUACCCCAGCUGUGCAUUAAGCAUCUUAACAUGCUUGAGCUCAUAUGAGGAAGCUCUGGCUUAACGCCACAGUAACGUACUCCUCCUUGAGUCACUUGCAUCCAAGUACGCAUGUAAUCCAGCGUGUUUUUAAACCGUAUUUUAGGGGACUGUGUCAAAAUCCUCAGUUGUCCUUAAAUGUGCUGACUGUUAUCAUGAGUCAAAAUGAGCAGUGAGGUUGGACGAUUACAUAAAGAACAAGCCUGUUGCCCCUGCGUUGAGUAAGAUGGAUGAAACAGCAUGACACAGGAUGAAUAACCAACCAAUUGGCCAACUUAUGAACUAACUACAGAAAUAGACAGGAUAGCUUCUGUCCAUCUUCCCCAUCUCCACCCUCCACAUAACGGUCAUUUCUUCCUUCAGACAACCAGCAUGGUUAUUUAUAAAACAGGUUUCAGCAACAAGGAAACUCAAAGUGUUUGUUUUACAAAACGAAAGCAAAAGGAUAAUUUAUAGAAUGCCACGACUGUUUUUAAACGCAGGCUUUGAAAUUUCCGGACCAUACACUUUCUGGGAGUUAGUUUGAGGAGUCUAAAAUGUAUUAUAAGGAGUAUAAAAACAGAAUAUGACUAUGUGUCAGAACGGCUCAACCAAAACCCAUGAGGCUCAAUACAGUCAAUGAAUUUGGAAUCUGUCGCGCCUCCACAUCUCUCUGCUGUUCAUGCCUGCUUGUGUCGGGCUUUGUGAAAAAUUUCUUCAAAAUGGUGCUCCUUUUAGUUUCCAGUUUUUAAAUAGUCAGCCCUGCCACAAGAGUCAACUUACAUGCAUAUGUUUCACACAGAGACCUACAACAAAUCCUCUUGUACUCAUACUCUUAACCUAGUGGUUCUCAAUCCAGUCCUCGAGCCUCCACUGUCUUGCAUGUUUUGGAUGUUUCCAACACACCUGAUUCAAAUGAUCAGCUCGUUAUUAAGCCAUUACAGAGCUUGAUAACGAGCUGAUCAUUUGAAUCAGGUGUGUUAGAGCAGGGAAACAUCCAAAACAUGCAGGACAGGGGAGGCUCGAGGACUGGACUUGAGAACCACUGUCUUAACAUAACAGGAAGUCCAAUAUUUUGAUUCCAAUUUUUCAACACAACUCAACUUUAUUUGUGAAGCAAACAACCACAGCUGAACAAAGUGCUGUACAUAAAUAGACGAAACAAUGCAGACCUAGAAAAACAAUUAAAACAAUGGAUAAAAAAAGCAGAUAUUAAAAAGUAAAAUAUAGUUUCAAUGUUUUUAAAAAUUAAUUUAAAAACAUAAAAACAAACCAUAAAACACUAAAACAUGAGCAGAGUGUUAUGCAGGGUUGAAAGCCAAUGAAUAAAAAUGGGUUUUAAGACAAGUUUUAAAAAUGGACAGUGUGGGGGCUUGUCUGAUUUGGAGGGGUAGCUCGUUCCAUAAUUUUGGGGCCGCAACAGAAAAAGAUCUAUCCCCUCUGAGCCUCAGUUUGGACCUCGGUACCUCCAGCAGCAGCUGAUCAGCUGACCUGAGGCACCGAGCAGGGGUGUAGGGUCGGAGAAGCCCAGAGAAGUAAGAUGGAGCCAGACCAUUUAAAGAUUUAAAAACAAAUGAGAGAAUCUUAAAAUGAACUCUAAAAUGCACGGGUAACCAGUGGAUUGAAGCCAGGAUGGGAGAUGGCAGUUAAGAGCCGGGCGGCUGCGUUUUGUACUCACUGGCGACGUGAGAGGGAAGACUGGCUGACUCAAAUUUUUGAUCAUCAGAUUUACUCGGCAAUAAUUUAAAUGAACUUGUCCUCAAGAUUUUGACCAAUCAGGUUCGAUGUCACAGCUGUGGCAUAGACAUUUUGCACAACCUCAAUGGCUCAUCAAAGUUUGAUGUCUCGCCAUGAAACAGGAAGUUGUUCUUACUUCUCUGUGCAGCAUUCAGUCUGUUUAAUAUUUUUCAUAUAUAUAUAUAUAUAUAUAUAUAUAUAUAUAUAUAUAUAUAUAUAAAUAUAUGAGUUCAAGGUCCACCCCUCAACACAUGCAUGUGCCCACUUCUCACCUCUGUCAUAGAAAUAGAUGUUACUGACUUUAACAUUCAGUCUCUGAUCACAGGUUUGGUGAUGUUUCCAGUCUCAAAGUGCACAUGCAAAUUUCCAGAAUCAGUGAGCACCAAGCCAGCUGAAUAACUAGAACCUCUUUAAUUUCAUCUCACAGUAUUAUAGCGAGAAAGAAAUGACUCCCAACAUUUUGUCGAGAAAACGAUCUUGCUUAUAUUUUGUGUCUUACGGCCAUGAUUUGUUCCUCCGCUCAGGGAAGCUGUUGCUCGGCUCAGCUACUUCCAAGGGUUUGUGCGUCUUAACACAAUAAGUGUAAUUUCUUGGAAGAGAGGAAGCUCAUUUUGUCGAAUGGCAGCUAGACAUGUGCUAAUCAAGUUCCACAAUCGCCUGCCAGCUGUGUCACUGUGACUCACACAGCUGGGUGAGCAGAUCUGACUCCCUUCUAAUUUAGCAGUCGUGGCUCAUACACCGAUUUAAGUUCGGUUAUAUUGUAACAGGAGCAUGGUAUAAAACACAGCCGCUAUGUUGCAGUCUACUGAUAGAGCCAUUUGGUGUUUGCUGCAGCACAUCAGAUCUUUUAAUUACGCUUUCUCCUCUGUGUAAUGCUUUUGCUCCUUAUCAGUAAAUGGCACACAGAGCUGUAGCAGCUACCUUCCUGUUUUAUCUUUACAGGCAGCGUGGAGUUGUUCAACAGUUUUUUAACUCCUUGUUUUAUCUGAAGAGAGCGCCGUUCUGGUUGUCUGAGCUGGAUACCGAACUUUAACAAAUGUGAAAGCACUAAAGCGUGGGGCUUGCAUGUAAAAUAUCUUCCAGCACAAAUGUGUGUGUGAGUGUGUGGGCCCAUGAAAAAUUUGCAUAAUGCAGAGUUGUUCGGUUUCACAAUGUGAUUUCCCAUCACACAGAGACAGAAAAGGGGAAACAGUCUCUGGAGCUUAAGACCGUCUUUCUUCAAAGCUAACUGUAACACGUCCACUUUUGAGUGGAGCCCCGUUUUGAAAUUCUUUGAAGUUCGUAUUAAAGAGUGAGAUCCAAACACACACACACACAUUUUUUCUGUAGAGGAUAGUUACUUGAGCUGAUAGAAGAUUAAGUUGUUGAAGUGAAGAAUCCGUUGUCAGAGGUUUUAGAUCUUUGAGGAUGUUUUUGAAGCACUCACACUGUGAAAUCAAUACAAGUAAAUCAACAUUCAUCCCAUAAACAGCUGUCUCUUGGCUCAAAUAAAUAAACACAUGUCAUCCUGAUAUCUGCAGGAAUCAAUGCUAUCAAUCACAGCAUUGUUGAUCAGCUGUUUCCAAAGCUCAGCCUCCUCAUAUGCUUCCAAUGUUCAGUGUCAUAAAGCAGAUCUGGAGGCAAAGCAGCAGGCAGUGUGUGGGCCACAGUAGAGACUGGUCAUUGCCCUGAGCACUGUACACUUGUUCUCAUUUCCUCCUUAAAUAAAUAAAGAUUAACAGCCGUGCGGCUAGCUUACAGAAUUAGCUGUCAUCAACAGAUCUUUCAACUCUGCCCAUGCAGCAAGAUCGAAGAUCGGUCCUUCACCUCCGAGCUACUUCUGCAAACUGCUGUCCACACAGACAAAGCAUUGGCAAUUUCAACUCAAUUAAAGACACACUGCUCUGUCAAUAUUACACUUAUGGAAAAGUGUGCCAUGUCGUUUUAGCAUAAAGUUAGCCCAAGGAUUGAAUGUAAAACAGGGAAGUGCUUUAAUAUUCCUUUUGGAGGCAGGAAGUGGAAGUGGAAGGCGUGAAUAGUUGGUGGUAGUACACUGAGAAAAAGCAUUUACAAUUUAUGAAAUACCAGAAAACUGUGGAGAAACUAAUCAUUUACAAAAAUAAUAAAUGGCCAGAAGAGACAAGAGUACUUAUUUAAACAAGGUAUUAUUCAAAAGAACAAAUUUUCAGUUUUUCCUUGCACACUAAAUCAACUUUAAACAGGAUUUGCAUCAUGUUAUAAAACACACACACCACAUUGUUACCGUGACAUGAUGCAUUAUGAUGGGAUACAAUAAGACACAAUGCAAUAGAACAUUAUUCAAUAAUAAAACGAUACCGUGCAAUGUGAUACAAUACUGCAGUAUGACAUGACGCAGUAUAUUAUGUUAUGACAUGUUGGUAUCUGAUGCAAUAUGGCGCAGUAUGACAGUAUGAUAUGGUACAAUUUGAACUGAUAGGAUGAAAUGAUGUGAUUUGAUGGGAUACAAUAAGAUACAGUAUGGUGGGUGCAAUAUUAUAUAAUAUGAUAGAGUACUGUAGGAUAUGGCAUAAUGCAAUAUGAAAUGAUACAAAACAAUACCACACAGCCAAGAUGAUACAGUGUGAUGUGAUAGCGUACGAUACAUACAGUACAAUAUAUUAAGAUGAGACAUGAUGGGAUGUGAUAAGAUUCUGAGCAAUAUGAUACAAUAUAAUAUUACAUAGGGCUGGGACGAUGUGAUGUCUCCCAAUUCGAUUCUUUUAUGAUUUUGUUUGAUGCCGAUUCGAUUGAAAUUGCGAUUCUACGAUAUUGUUGAUUUUCUCGAUUUUUAAGUCUGCAGUUUCAACACCAGUGAAACAGUUGAACGAUUAUGAUUGUCUACUGACUAUUCCAGGAACCAUAUUUCCUCAAAAAAUACACAUCACAUUUAAGUAAGUUUUUAAAAUUUAUUCUUGAAUUUGAAAAAGACAACCAAUUUUUGAACAAAAAAAUCGAUUUGAAAAUGGUAAAACAAAAAAUCGCGAUACUUAUGUAAACAGAUUUCUUUCUUCCACCCCUAAAAUUACAUGAAAUGAUAGGAUACAAUACAACUUGAUACACUAAAAUACAACACAAUUUGAAAGGACAUCAUUCAGUUUGAUAUGAGAUUAAAAUGCAGUACAAUACAAUACCAUUCAAUAUGAAACACUAUGCUGUUUUUGAAGGGAAUACUGCGCGUCAGAUUGAAAUGUUGCAUAAGUGUAGCUGUCUGCACGGUGUUAUUACAGGGUCUGAUCUAUGUAUACAGCCUUGAAAAAUAAUUUUCACAUGGUUAUGAACAUUUAUUUCCACACUGAUUUAGUGAAUCUGUCAAAAGACGCCCGACUUUGAUAUCAGAUUAGCAUAUUAAAUAUUUCAAGGCAACUUCCAGAGAGUUUAACCAAAGGCCCCCACCCAUCCCCUGAUUAACGACUCCCUCAUCGUCUAUAAGUGCUCUGGGUAUUGAUUCUCCCUCCCUGUCCAUUUAAGCAGCGGAGAAAGGAGAGGGAAGAGAGUAUCAGCACGGUCUUGUGAUGCCUGAAUGUCUUGAAAUCCAAACCUCACUUGAAAGACUCGUAAGCCGUCAUUACAGUCUGAUCCUAAAUCCCAGAUCCAAAUCCCACAGUUUGAUUUUUCCUUUCCUUACCAGACGCUUAAAGUUGGAGCUGGCAGCAGUUUUCUGCAGAUUACUUGGCCACGCAGUUGACUUAUGUGGAGCUGAAGGGUCAAUAAAUCGCUGCUAUGCUGCUCAUUGUGCAGUUUUUGUUACAGCUGAAAUUACCCAGCUUACACUUGCCAGAGGCCCUGUAGGAUCUCACUGGAGUCCAACAGAGAGAGUGUGUGUGUUCAGUUCACUUUCGCAUAAGAGCAGAGCAUUUUCUAAUUAAGCUCUGGAUCUCUGGAGAGAAAGUUUAGAUAAGUACAUUCUGACUCACUUCUUUCUCUUUUUGUUUCCGAUUCAAGUACCGUGACCCUGUUAAUGUAAGAAAGUUUUCUUUCAGCUUUACAAUGAAAUGUAGCUGAAGGACAUCCAACAUAAUAGUCUUCCUCUGGAUGCUGAGCACAACAUGUACGUUUGACGAACUAUCACUUCAAAUUAUAAAUAGCUAUGACAGUUUUUUGUCCACCUCCUGCUCUUGGUGUUUUAUACAACACUAAGGUUUCAAGCAUAUCUCCUGAGUACAAAACACAUCUAAAAAGCUUUUUUUUCUCCUUCCAAAUGGGUACCUUCUGAUGUAAGUGUAGAUAGCUAGCUGUAGCGUCAUCUGACAGCAUCAAAAUGUGUUCAUAUCAGUUAAUAUACCAAGGGCUCCAUUCAGUUGGUCAGAAGGUAUGCAUGCUGCAUUGCUUUUGCAUUGAAAUACCAAUACUGAUGUGUGAAAUUUAGGUGUGUUUAUUGCAAAUGCCUGUGCUGCAAGGUUGAGGUUGUUAAAAACCCCGCAGGUGUUGCUUCUGUGGUCAGCAAAACCACUUGACGAUGAUGACCUCUCGUCACAUUUUUGAUAGAUUUCUUUUUUAAUCACAGAAACAGAAUUGUGUUAAAAAGACGAGAACUGGGGAGGAAAUGUUUGUGGCUUUGCUUUUUAGCAGCUCCAAUACAAGCUUUCUGCUAUGUACAUUACCAAUGCAAGAGCAUGUGGAAAAUGCAAAUAUUGCCUUAGCUUAGUAAUGGAGGAAAGUGUGUUUGCAGGAGCCUUUCUUCCUUUUCAUAGUGGGGCUUUUAUGUGUGUUUGAAGCAUCUGUUCCAAGUCAACAUGAAGCAGCAGGCCCAGAGGGCUGACAUUGCGCUCUGCAGCCUAAUAGCUGCCCAACUGGGCAUGGUAUAAUAUGUAAGCAGCAGGACCCAGGGGCUAGCAAAGGCUGGCCUCUGUGGUCUGAUCCUACAGAAGAGCUGCUGUAGUUCACACUGCUGGAAAAGUUAAUGCAGGCUCUGAUAGAAAAGUGUAAGAACAUACAGGACAAAUUCAGAGACCUGCUGCUAGUGUCUUGGUGCCAGAUACCGCUGCACAGCUUGAAAGGUCAAGUUGAGUUCAUCACUUAUUAGAUCGGGGCUGUUUCGUACCUGAUCUUACAAGAUUGGGGCUAAUAAUGUUAGAUUUCAGAGCAAUGUGAUAAGAACAUAAGAGACAUCCCAAAUUUUUGUUCAGAUUACAUCUUUAAAAAAUCAAUUAUUGGUGUGAAUAUUUCAGCUGGUCAACAUUUAAGUUUUAUUAAACAUUUGCUAAAGGGACUUGUGCAAAGUUUUGUCUUGUAGCCUGUAAUAUUUCAAGUCCUUCAUUUUGAUGGAAAGUCCAUCUCUAUUUAUUAGAAGUGGGAAUCACCUGCAGCCCCAGGAUACGAUAUUAUCACAGUACUUGGGCCACGAUACGAUAUGUUAUGUUAUUGCGAUUUUUAAUUUUUUUUCAACCGUAAAGUAUAUUUGGCAUUUGUCUUUCCUUUAUGUUUCUCUUAUUUACGCUUUUUAAAGACGCUGUAUUUUAUUUUCAUGUAGCACAUCUUGCAAACCAUAUACAUAUUUGUUGUACUAACUUUCUCCUUCUCGAUGACGUCACCUCUGCCAACCUCACUGGAAAAACAUUAUAUUUUAUUUUUCCAUAGAUUUGACUUCAUAUUAGCAAUUAAUUUGAAAAAUCAAUACUUUGUCUAUGAGGCGAUAUAAUUAAUCACCAGACAAAAUAUUGUGAUACUUUGCUAUAUUGAUUUUUUUCUACCAUCCCUACUAAUUAUCAGUGCAUAUGGGUUCCAAAUCUUGUUUACUGGUCUCAUUGGCUUCUUAUAACUGGUAUCCAUAUCAAGCUGGAAAUCAAAGAUCAGUCAACCCCUGAUGUAUCGGUAUCAGCCAAAAAGAAUUAGAAAAUAAAGGUACGUCAGGUUUCAGCAAACCUAAUAUGUGCUGCCCCAGCUUAAUCAUGUUCAAUAUUAAUAUUUUCAAAUCAAAGUCUUUGUUUGAACAAAGCUGAAUCUAGUUCUUGUUCUGAUUCUGUUAUAAUGAAGACAAUCAUUCGUCUAUUUGUAACUACCAACUUUGAAAGUGUUUACCUACUUGUACAUGAAAUAGUCAACUGUUGCACAGUUUCUGCAUUGACUCUGCUGUUUUAAUUAGGCUUUUUGGUGCUUUUCUCUCUCCUUAUCAUUAAAAGAUGACUGGUGUGCACAUGCCUUAAGGCUGUAGGCACCAUGGGCGAACUCUAAUUUGGUAAUCCAGCACAAAGAAACUGUGCGGCUCAUUAGAUCGGCCACCUAAAGCAAGAAAUAGGACGGCUCAGGUUUUUUUUAUUAGACUGAUGUUCACUCAGACUAGGUCAGUGUCAUGCCACAUUCCUGAAAACACCAUCAAGAUUAUGAUUAAACUUUCACAAGCAUGAUGUGGCAAAUUUCUCUUUUUGUAAUUUUCUUCAGUAUGUCUCCAGUAUUCACUGUAAAAUUGUUGGAGGAGGCUAAAGGAGGAGGAGGAAAAGUGGUUUCAGGGGCACUGCAGAUGCAGGUUAUCUUAUGGGAGCAGCAUGGGAAUGAAAAGACAACCUUCCCUUUCAUUAAACUGAUGGUGCAUCACACAUAAGGACAUUUAUCUUGCUGGCUUUGGCAGAUGGAGGACAGUGCACUCCACAGAAUAAAACAUAGCUAGUUUGGCUGCCCUGAAAAAAGAGAUGCCCUCAUUUAAUGUAAUUUGCCCUGAGGAGUUUUCCUAAGCUGAUCACAAGGAGCAUGAUUCUUCAAAGUACUCCUCUGUCUUCUUCCUUUGCUCUCUCUGCCGCUCUCUCAUGCUUUUGCUAUUCAUCUCUCUCGACCGGGCUUCUGUCACGGUUUUGUGCCUUGUUUCUGGGCUCUUCUUCUCCUGCUCCCUCUGCCUCUUUUCUCACCACUCUUCCUCGGAGUGUUGAGUCACCGAGCUGUAAUUAGGUCUCUCUCCCUCUCAUCUCCACACCACUCCCAGCUGAUGUGCCAUAAAGUCACUGACAGCUGUAUUUAACCAAAAGUCUUCUUUGACUCUCCUCACUCACUCACUCGGCUUCAGUUUCCACUCCACUCAAACUCCUACAUGGGGGGAAAGUAAAAAAAAAAUAAAUAAAGUAAUCACUGAGCAUUUUUAAUCCAUUAUGAACACAGGACUCCUAAUGAGAGCUGGGUGAUACAGCAGAAUAUAGAAAUGAUGUUUGUCUCUUCUCAGCAUUGGUUGUGCAACUUUGAAUACUUUGUAAUUACAGUAUUCUUACCUGCGUAGUGCAAAGUCAUUGUUUACAGUGAUUGUCAUCAUCGAUUAAUGUUUUCUUGUUGUGGCUUGAAAAGGUAUUUUGAUAUAAAUGAUGACGUCGUAGGCCAAAGAAACCAAAAAUCUGAUAAGUUUCAUUUUAAAAUAUUUAUGCAAGAUAUUGCAAAUGCAUACACUCAUUCAAAACGGCUGUCUUCUCUUGUGUGUGCUGGCUGCAUAGCUGCUGUCAGCUUUGCCUCUCCUGUGAGUUUUAUCUUAAAUAAGAACAUAAAAACCUUUUAUUUUUAAAAUUUCAGAAAUCAUCAGGAUCACUCCCUUACAGGAAAUGCUCAAGAGGCAUGUAAUCUCCGGUAGAUUAUGAGUUAUACAGGUGAAAAAAUAAACAAACAAAUCCUUAUUUAUUUGGCAUGCAGUCUGCCAUACCUACACAGGAGUGGUUUCGAGUAAAACAGCCUCAUUUCCACUAAAAAGGGGUCCUUAAUUCCCAUUUAAAACAUUGGCAUAGAUACACACAUAGUGACAAAGAGUGGGAAGGUAAGAGAUCUCCAUGGAUUACAUCUCCUGUUACCUGUUGUUAUUUGUUAAGUAAAAUUAAGCACUCAGAGUCUACAAGAAUUCUGACUGUUUUGUUUGCUUCUUCACGUAUCAGGAUGUGUCAUAACAGUAAGUCUACUUUGGAAAAACAGAUGCUUAAUAAGUACCACGAUGCUAGCCACAAAAAGAGAGUUUGCAUAAGAGCAAGUAUUUCCCAAACAUUGACGCUAUUUGAUAAUAGUAGAAUUUAUGAGAGAGACCCGAAUAAAGAGACGCGCAAGCGACCUCUUUCACCUCUAACUGUCCUGGAAAAAAAAAUCAGAAUAAAAGCACGAGAUGAAAACUAAAGGAGUCGCUCCACAGAUUGGGCUUUCAUUUUGGACAGCAUUGUGGAUGUGCAGUGCAUUCAUGUUGUUUAUUUCAUGCUUGUAACAUAAAUAUAUAGCAGAUGCAGAGCCAAAAUAGCCUUCGACUUUAAUUGUUUUGUUUAUUUCUGGUUGAGAUCUGUAAACAGUUAGUAGUUUGUCUUUCAUUAUCUGGAUUUUUGAAGCAUUAGAUGGACGUGAAGCACGCUGCUCAUGAGACCCAGGACCUGAAAAGGGGCUGCUUGCUGAGCUGCGGCUCAAAUUUGCUCAGCUUUUAUCAAAGGCUUGUUGACUUCACUUGUUAAUACGGAGAAUACUGAUUACAAAAACUCUCACUAAAGCAGUUACAUGUUGAUAAUCAAUGUUUCACAAACCCUGUUUGGCAGGCAUGUCUGAUGAGGGGGCUGCUGGCUGAGCUGCCACAAACACCUUAGUAGUUAGUUAAUGUCAUGUUUCCAUUUUAGUGAUCAGAUUUCUCAUCUCGGAGAAUAAGAGGGUGUAGUUACACCUUCACUCUCCUUCCCACUCAUUUCAAAUCGUCGAGCAUCUACUUUCACUUGCAGCUCCAUCAGAGCUUUGCAGUGCAGGGUGGACGUGUACUCCAGCUCCGACUUUCUGUGCAUGCAAACCUGCAGAUGAUCUUUGAGGUUUUUGCAGUUUCUGCAGUGCUCGGAUGACAUUGCAGUCCCCUUCCAGUGUCAUUUCAACAAGUCCCCCUUAUUAGACCAGAGUGACACAUCUAACACUAGACACCAUUAAUGUGGGAUUUAGUGUUAAUUCAACAAAAUUGACAUCAGACAGAUAAACACCCCCCUCCUCCUUAUUACUAUAUAACAACAACAGUUGUUUCCAAAGGCCUGCCAAAGCUGUCACAUCUGUUUACCGAACGACACAUUUUGCCUCUUCUUCAGCUCGACUGAUUAUUAAGGGCUCUGCCAAAAUAAACUGCACGGAGAAUUCAAGCUGUGAUAAACAUUAUCAUCAUGUAAGAGAUGAUCCUCUGAGUCACAUUGAUGAUGAGAGAGUGGGGGAUGUGGAUUAACACCAAUAUUAUUCUUACACAUCAGUUAUCACACGUUGGCUGCUCAUUAGAUUUUACCACCCAUCUAAAUUAGACAGAUUCAUCAUCCUAACAGGAUAUGAGUUUUUUGGUAAAUUGUCAUCUGACGUGUUAUUCUGUUUGGCUGACCUGUUGUCUCUACUGGGACUAGCAUAAUUUAAAUGAUGGUGCAGACUCAAUGUGGUGUGUUGUAUCAUUUCUUUUCAGUGGUUUGAUUUUUUUUUUUCAGCAUUUCCUCUCCUUGCCCUCCUCCUUACAUAAACCUUUUACUUACGUACUGUAGCUAUUUUGAUAAGCGCACAAUAUAGAUCCAGGAAAUGUAAAGUUACCACCACCUACAAGAGCGGUGGUGGUAUUACUUUAUUUUCUCAAGUUUAAGAACUUGGGCUGGUAGUGCUAACGUGUAUAUGUGAUUUAGGUUUGGCUCCAUAGGCGAGACUCUGUGUGUGGUAUUCUCCUUAAGCAUUGUUUUAAUUACAAAAGUGUUACAAGCAUUAACUUCCUGGAAUCCUAUGUAAUCUCUGUCUCUGUUUUCUUUCUGCAUCGAGCGGCUCUUACUGUCUCACGGAUCCCACCCCGCAGCCUCCCUGCUGGGUGCAAAGGAGGUCAGACUCAUUUUGACAGCUUUUAGGGGUUGUUUUGCCAAACAAAGCAAAAAAAAAGUGGACACGUCUGGGUCUUUAUGUCACGCAACCCACCCCUUCACAUGCCCAAACCUGCUGGGAUUUUCCGUUUAUCUCUAUAUCUGUCGGUCUCGAGCGGCACAGUCGAAACACUUUAAGGGUAUUUAGAGUUAAUCCACUAAUACACAACCUUGCUUUUUUUUUGUAAGACUUGAUCCGAAGGUCCUUGAUGCACACUGUCCUAGAUACUGAACAGCUCAGAGGUGAAUCAGUUCAUCCCCUCUGUGAGAUCUGGUGCCACAACAGGGGUCACUCCUGCUGCCAGUAUGUAAAAAUACCACACAUCAGAUUCCAGCCCUGCAGGACAGCCAAAGUGUUGGCACUAACAGACACACAAACACAUAGAUCAUGAGCUCCAUCAUCUCAGGGUACCUUCACCAUCAUGCUGUUGUGUUUGAGGCGGCUUCUUUCUGACCUGCUAUUACAUUUCUUAAUGUACAAUCUCAUAUCUUACUUCAUCAGCGUAUGCACAUAAACUGAAGAGGAGUGUGUUCUCCUGAAUAUGUUGUCUAAUACUGUGACGAAUGAUUGAUUUUUCAGUGUGUGCUGCUUCGGAUCUGUAGGUUGUUGGUUUAUGAUAUUAUUACAUUAUGUGGGGUGUGAAAUGUGGUACAAAAAAAAGAGUGAGCGUUAGUAGGCAGCUGUGAUACGACAGGAAAAAGUUGUUUGCGUAAUCUUGUGUUUAUCUAAUAUAAAAAAAUUCAAUCAAUAGCAGCAAACCUCGAAAUGUUAUAUUCGUUAUUUUUGGUAUAAGGUAUUGGCAAAAAUCCACUUUUGUACAAAGUUGUACACAUUGUAGGGAUUUGACGUAUUUGCAGACAUAUUCCAAGAAAUGACAUAAUGAUAGAGCUGCAGCUAAAACUUCAAAUAAAAUAAAAAUUCUUUUUUUCUCAAAAGUCAUCUUAAACUGAACUUGUAUAACUUGAAUUUAACCUUUUUCCACGAUAUACAUCGAAGUAUUUGCCCUCCUUUUUUUGUAUGGAGUUUACGCAGCAGACACAAGAGUCUGUCAGUGUUAGAGUACAAAACAAGUCUUAGCCCUUAAAAACAUUAUCACGCUGAGAUGCUCCUGACUCUGCUUGUUAACCAUUUGUAACAUUUGGAUUUAAGAGAGUGUUUACAUGUUUACUCUUUUCAGACAUGGAUCAUACAGAGUCAUGCGUAAAACUAUGAGAGUGGAAAUCAUACUGCAGCAGGUUCAGCCUGUUUUUGUACUAGGGCUGUCAAAAUUGCUCCAAACAGUGUCUGCCUAAAAUCCAAAGAAUUUCCAAACAGAGCUUCUAAAGUUCGUUGAAGUCCAGACCACUCUCUCCGAGUUUGGCUCCGAACAUGCCGCCAUCUCUCUCUGCAUGUGCCAUGGUCGGUUUUUGUCGAGUUCCACUGCAUGUGCAGCUCCUGUGACCUGUCCCUGACCCUGUUGUUACAGUGCGCUCUUUCGCAAAGGAGCUGCUGUUUUUAUUUAUUUAUUUAUUUUCCCCCACUCAUUUUUUUUUUCCUGCUGUCUAUUUAAUAUUUGAAUAUUAAUUUUCACACUCAAAUCAAAGUUUGAGUUCAGGGUUAAGCAGUUGAUGAUUUUGUCCUCUCUUUUCACAAAGUUUGACUCUAAAUCUCAUGAGAAAGUGGCACGCAUGAAAGUGUCAGACAUUUGUAAAAUGAAAUGGACCAGAUUCUCUAAUAUUAGGCCUGGGCAAUUUGGCAAAAAAACUGAUCACGAUAUAUUUUGUUGUAUCGUCCGAUCUCGAUUAUUAUACGCAUCUGUUCUAAAAACGAAAGAAACUAGAGAUUGUUUCAACAAUUUAUUAACAAACAAAGUAAAUAACAAAGACUAAGAUACACUUAAAAAAAUAUAAAAACCAUUUUAAUUCAACAGUACAACAAAUGUAGAUAAAUACUAGAUAAUACAGUGAAUUAGAUUACAGUCCUGAGUGUUUUUUGCAGGUAUGCAAGACCCAAAAUAAACAAAUCGCCCCCUCAGAGAUAAUGAAGAUGCCUUAAAAUGUAAACGUUAGAUGAUUUAGAGGUAGAUAAUACGAUUGAUCGCUGCUUUGGUCUGGUUGCUGCUCAAGCAAAGAGAUCUGGAGCCGGUUGAACUGAUAUUAAAGUUAUGAUAUCUUAAUUCUGGCAUAAAGAAAUUGUGAUGAUAUUCUUGCCAUAUCACCUACCCCUAGAAAAACACAGUAGCUAUUUGCAAUGCUUGUGAAGUACAGGUGACACAAGGAGAAGAACAACAGUGAAGAUGUGAUUGUGCAUCUCAAGAGCUGUCAUCCUGAACAGUGUCAAGAGUUUCUCAGCUUCCAUUUCAGCCAUUUGGCUUAAAAAAAAAACACAUAGCAGAGACCACCCAAAGGUAAAGAAGCUUAACAACAAAGAAGUCAUUGAAUUGAUCACGCUGGAUAAACAGCCUUUGAGCAUGAUGGGAUAGGUGAUGAAGGUCUCUGCGGGUUAAUGAUGUACUUGGAUAGACAGCAGUAUCAGUAGCUACCAGACGCUCAUUAAAACAUGGGUGUCCUUUCAGCUUGCUUUUCUCACCAGUUCCCGGGUUAAACUUUGCCCUUACAUGAUACACAGCUGUAAGUGAUAAAUUUGUGUGAUCUGAUCCAGAUAACGAAACGCUGUUUAAUGCUGUCGUGGUUUUUCUGUGUGGUGCGUAAACAGACGACAGACGGGGGCUCUAUCCGUUUCAUUAAACUCUGCGGCAGACCAAACAGGUUCUGAUGAAGCUCGAGCUCGUCUGACUUUCUAUCAGGCUGACCUGCCACUCCCUCAGAUUAACUCACACUGCGGGGUAAUCCCUGCUCCUGAUUUAUUGCAAUCCCGUGUCGACUGCGUGGAUGUGAGGUUUAUUUAGCAUCUGGUUUUCUCUGCCUCUCUACUAUCACUCUUACUCUCCUUCAUCUUCUGUUGGGAAACACUAAGGAAGGUCAAACCUGUGUGCACUUUAUGUAAUAACCACUUCUCUUUAUGCACAUACUCAGAGUUAUACGGAGGAUUUUCUGAGCGACAAUCGGUUUGGAGCAGCAAUAAAACUGGAAAGAAUUGCAAUUUAAUCCCCCCAUAUUCAUCACUUGACACCCAGCCAAAUCAACGCAAAGCGACAGCAGGAAUCUGCGUCUUUGUGGUGUAAACAUCGAACAUGGCUUAAAUACAACUAUAGAAUGGGCAUGUGAGGACACAGCAGUGUAUACUGACACCAACCUCUAUUAUUAUGUCUUUAUAAUCAUACCUAUGCGUCCAAUAGACAACCCCCCCCAGUAUCUCUUCUCAAUUUCUCUCCAUCAGCUUAAACAAAUCAGCAGAAUAAAGACCUCAUAUCUUGGAACAAUGAUGUGAAAUUCAUCAGCCUGGUUUAUCAGAUGGAUUUACUCAUGAUAUUGUAUAAUGGUUUUACAGACACGCACUGGAUUAGAAGUUUUGGACAUGGCUCCCUUAUGAAUGACAGCUCCCCGUGCUUAGUGUCACACAUGGACUCGUGAGUGGAGCCGCUGUAAUAUUUUAGUGUGUGACAGAGGGAGACAAGAGGGAGGAGGGGGGUCUACUGUGGCAGCUGUGGAGCAGAUAAUCCCUGGCCUGGACCUGAGCCUCUCAAAUGGAAACUCCUACAACUAUUGUGGCUCAAUCAGAUUAAAAAGACAAAAAAAAAAAGAUCUGCAGAGAGAAAGAGAGGGAGAGAGAGGGGGAAUAGCACAAUGUUGGCUCUGCUUUGAGCGCAGACACAGAGCUCAGUCAGUCACAAUGCUGUGGUUGUCUCCUCUCUGUUUGGUUUAAAAAAAAAAACUGCAAGCCAAGCAAAUAUUUUAUUUCUGCUUUUUGUCAUGGACUGCCAUUCUUUCAGUUUUCACAGCAACCACACAAACCCACUCGUGUUCAGGUCAGAUGUCGCCUCAAAGGCUGGUUCAAACCAACAGUUUUCCAGCCUUUCAUACAGUACACUUCUGUUUUUUAAUUCUAGAUUUUUUAAAUAGUCACUCUUUAAAUAUACUGGCUAGAGAGAUGUUUCACAAAGUUUGAACAAAUGUCUCUUUAUCUCAGGAAAACUGGAUUUAAAGCUCCUGUGAGGUGUUUCUAGUCAGUGAAAAUUAAUAGUGAUGUCUCUUUAUGAUGUCUCUACAAAAGCAAAGUAGACGAUCAGCGAUGUUAUCUCAAAGUUUAUGUUGUCAUUUUUAAUGCUUGUUGCAGUUCCAAGGGGGUAGGUUUGUAGCUUAUUAAAGAAGAAUUUUUUUAAUGUUUUCACCAGAAAAAAAUUGCCAUAAGUGAUGUCAAUAUCAGCGAGACAUAAAAUGUGUGUCUUUAUUUUUAGAGUGUGCCAGAGGCAGCUUAAUAGAAAAUAUUUGAAUAUGCCAGUAUGAACAGUCUGACUUAGGAUCCUCAACCUUUCAACCUAGUCUCCAUAACAUUGGAAUAAUGAAUAAUUUUCCCCGAAACUAGGGUUACAAAUAGUACAGAAUUUCAUCAUCUACAGUACUACAGAAUAACAUUGACAUAUAUAGAGAAUCUGUCCCAUAGUAUGAUGACUCACAAUCAUGUCAUCAUCUGCUGUUAGGAGGGGUGAGACUAUCCAGUUUUCCAUCACUACACAGUUCCAAAAACUAGCAUCCAUAAGUGCUCAUGGCAAGGAUGGUUCACACAGUUUGAGAAACUGAAAUCUUUUCUCAGGAAACAACGAAACAUUUCACUUUCUAAACUCCGGAAACUGGUCUCCUUGUUUCUGUGUGACGAGUGUCGUCAAUUUAAAAUGAGAGGGUUCUUUUAUAGGACAAUAUAAAAAUCUGAUAUAUUAGGUUUUUGCACCAUCUCUAUUUAAACACGGAGUCACUUCAGUAUCAUCCUCUAACCGUGUUUUCGGUACUAAGGAACAUCGCUCAUAGAAUCAAACUCUGUGUCAAUCCACAUUUUUAUAGUGUCUGAAUUUUUUCGGAAUAGGAUUGUGUCAUUUUGGGGAAAUGAAAAUUGGCCUUUCGUACAGUUGCGCAAUGACUUCUUUUACAGUAAUGUCACACUGCGAAUAAACCCAGAUGAUAGAGAAAAUGAACGGCAUUAAACUAUAUGAAAUGUUUAACAGCCUGGUCUGUGUGCGCUUGUCUUUUCAGCCAAAUUCACAGUCUGGUACAGACGGCAAUGAAAAGCAUAGGAGUUAAAAAAAACACCCAUCCCUCCAAGCAGUCUAUAUGCAGUCUGUUCUUAGACUAGCAGAAAAUAGCAUCUGAUCCGACCCACAUUCUUCACUCAGAGUUUCAGCCUUUACCCUCAGGGUGAAGAUCCAGGCCAGGCUCAGCCACUAUAAACAUUCAUUUCUCUCCAUGUCCAUGUAGAUUCUCAACAACAGGUAAUACAGGAUGUGCCAAGGGGUCGUUUAAUAUGUCAGUGUGCAGCAACUGUUGGUGGGUUUAUUUAUUAUAUAGCUGUGAAGCUGUAUUGCAGCCGUGUUUUUUUUUAUCAAAUAUUGUUGGGUCUGUACCAUUUCUAUAGUAUGUGUUCAUGCACAACAGAGUCUACAACAUUAAAGUAAACCAUAUCUUUUAAUACGCUGUCAUAGUCCUGAUUGGUGUCCUCUUUCUGCACUGUCUGCAGCUUCUAAAUGAUGAUGCUAUUGUAUUUAAUACUACGAUAAAGUAUUAGGGCCACAUUAAGAAAAGAAAAAGGAAGACUACGAGAUUAAGUAAUAAAUUUAGAAUAUAAAGACUUUAUUCUAACUUCACCCUUGUAAGUAAUUACGUUCCUAUAACUUUAUUCUCGUAAGCAACUACUUUAAUAUGACUUUAUUCUUGUAAGUAAUGAUUUUAUUACGACUUUAUUCUCAUGAGCAAUUGCUUUAUUACGACUUUAUUCUAGUUAAUAAUGACUUCAUUCUCGUACGGUAAUGACUUUAAUCUUGAAGUCUUUUUUUUCUUAAUGUGGCCCUAAUACGCUGUCGUAUAAUACAGUAUCUUCUAUAGGCAUUAAAAUCAAAAAUGUUGUCAGUCUUUUCACUGAUAAUCUGUGUGAUCUUCAUCGCUAUAAAGAGUAGUGUUUUCUACACAUGAAAGAUACUUGGACAGGCCACUCAGGUAUACAGAUUCCAACCAUUUUCUUCAUUUAAUCAAUCGUUUACAUUUGCCACCAUUGUGUGCACACUCUGCACCAAGUACAUAUGCUGGCUUUCUGUCGCCCCAACUCCAUAAGUAACAUUUUAGCUGAAACAUCAGAGAGGAAUCAUUGUUUAUAUCUGUCUGUUUCAUAACUGGUCAAAAACUACUCACUGGGGCUUUAACGUCACCUAGCAGAUACUGCAAGUGUGAGUUUGUAAGCACAGUGAUCAUCUACAGCUGCACUGUUCCUACAAGUGGAGUAGAUGACAAACUCUUGAGGCUGGUACUACAUGUGGGCUCUCAGCCGGGUCAGUCAGCUUUUGAAGGCAGCAGCUCUUAAAGGUUGGUUUGGUGUGUCAACAUCCAGCCUGGGGGCUGCAGGCUGAGGCCCUUUGUUUGUGUCUUGGAUCAGAAAACGCCACAUUGGCUGACAUCAACACAGUCACUCUGUGUGGUUCCCUGCGAUGCUCUGAACUCACUAUUGUACAACAAUAUCUGUAAGUCCACAUUGUUACACACCCACAUACAUUCGCACCUACUCCCCCUACUCCUGAUCAUGACCUACUCAUGUUUUCAGUCCAAGGCCACUCCCUGAUCCUGGUCUUGUGCGGGGUUAGCAGCUGGGGAAGGGCAGUGACAGCUGGCAUUCUGCAGGCUCACUGAAGCAAGCAGACUCGGGCCACUUGCACUACAUGGGGGCCAAUCUAACAGCUGUCAGGGGCUGGGUCAGAGGGAAAUUAUGCAUUAGAGCCGUGAGGAAGAUGCGGAAGAAGGAGUGGGAGUAACAAUGUGAUCAGAAAAAUAGAAGGAUGGAGAGAAAUGUUUGAAUCUAAAAUGCACGGAGGCAUCUGAGCCGUGUUUUUGUCUGAUGUUAUCUCCCCUGUGACGCCCCAUUAAGGAUUGUGUGGCUGCCUUUGCCAAUUUUUUCAUCCUUUCUAUGAAUUAUUCAGAUGAGCUGCGAUCAAAGACGGUGAAAGGAAUUGCUUUUAGCAGCAUUGACUCAUGUAAAUUUUCAGAGUUUAACUGAGUCAUUCUUCAGUGCCGGGAUGAGAGGGGCGAGACCAAAGCUUGUCCCGCCGCUUUACUUUAAGCUCCUCCAAGAAGUGACAGCUUGUUCUCUGACAUUUUGGGUCUAUCCUAAGAGAAGCUUCUUUAUGCAACAACACUUAAUGGGAGGUGACAUAACGAAAAGCUGUUGCUCAGUUUUCCUCUGAAAUACACAGGAGAGUGUUGUAAUGAAUGUGAAACAGGGAUGUAUUUUAAAUUUACCUCAUAAUGUUCAAGAGGAUAAUUCCCAACACUGUCUUCAAACCUGCAAACAUGAAGUGGCGUCACAUUUCCUGAAAGAGUCUAUUUUUAAAUGUAACAGUGGAGUGAAUAAUGAAUGAAAAGACACUCACGGGCAUCAUUUUUGAAGACGAGUCAGCUGCUGCAGCACCAAGGUUAAUUUCCUUUAGCGGGGUCUGACUCUAAUAAGCACAAAGUGGCACAUAAAUAUUGAGUCUGACUCACAUUGGUUGCGGUGCAGGUGUGUCGUGCAGGUGGUGCAUCACACUUUGUGAGGCAUGAACACCCUCGCAGCUGUCUCUGUGUGAGAUCUGCAUCUUUGAAGCAGUUUACCUCAGUGGCACAGACACAUUAUCUGCUCUCUCUCGCUCGUUUGACUCUAUCUAGUAAAGCUUUUGAAAUUGUUAACAUGUACUUGCCGGCUGCUCUUCUCGGCUGUGUCCUUAUAUUUACCCAGCGGUUAUCUAACAUGCAGUACGAGUGCGUCCCUCAGUCACAGGAAAUUAAAGGAAAUGGCUUAAAGCUAAAUUUAGGAGCUUGCUUUCCAUUGUUGACAUUUUAUAUGACUCUAACCUGAACCAUUUCCUCUCUCUCUCUUUAUUUUUGAACACCAGGUAUUAAAUGAAGAGUGUGAUCAGAACUGGUACAAGGCAGAGCUAAAUGGAAAAGACGGCUUCAUCCCCAAGAAUUACAUAGAGAUGAAAGCCCAUCCGUAAGUAUUCUACACCCCUGUUUUUCUUAUCUAAUGUUUUGAAAUAUACAUGUGUGCACUGCAUACUGCUGUGUCUCAUGGUGUACUUACAUCCCUUGGAAAAGCUGAAAGAAUACCAGAGAUUUGUACAAGUGUUAAUUCUUUAAGUAAAUGCCUUAAUGUGUUCAACAAACAAAAAAUAUAAAGGUGGGAGCAAUGAAUCACCUUUUAUGUAUGAUGUCCUCACUAUGAGUGCAUUUGUAACAUGACAAUCCGUUUAUUACAAGGUAGAAACAGAGAAAGUAGAAGCUGAUAAAAAACAGUAAGAUUAAUAGAUAGCAAAAAAAAAAAUGUGGGUCUGUAAUUCAGUUAUUAUAUGGAAAAGGGAUUCAUUGCAAAUUAACCAAAUAUUAUGGUAACACUGUAUUUGACACCUAUAACUUGUUAUAAAUGUAUGUAUAAUGCGUUAUAAUAACGUAUCGCACUUAAAAACACUCAUAAAUGAUCAUAAUGCUUUAUAGCAAUAAUCAUAACACAUUAAAAAGCAUUUUAUCAUGACUUAUAAGGUCAGGUAUAACAGUUGGAUUGCAUUAUCCAUGUGGGUAUUGUCAGUGAGUUUUAAACAGUUAUAACACAUUAUAAUACCUGACCUUGUAAGUCAUGAUAAAAUGCUUUAUAAUGUGUUAUGAUUAUUUCUAUAAAGUAUUAUGAUCAUUUAUGAGUGUUUAUAGCUAUAGUUAUACAGUCCUAUAACAUGGUUAUUACGCAUUAUACAUAUAUUUGUAACACAUUAUAGAGAGAGGCGUCAAAAAAAGUGUUACCUCGAUUAUAUAUCUUUUGUAAAUGUACCUUUACGGCAGAUUUAAGUUAUUUGUAUUCCUGCAACAUUUAUCUUUUUAUUUUUUUUUGUAAGUGAUGUUUGAGUUACAGCACUUCAUUGGUAAGUAUACUUACCACAAUGGAUGCUGAUCAGCUCGGCCUCGUUAAUGAGAAAACACUAUUAGAGCGUACAAUGCAGAGCACUUCUCUGAGUGUGUUGCAUCUGCAAAUGGUGCAAAAUCACUUUCCCUUUCCGAAACAAAUGUCUCUCUCUGAUGGCAAAGUAAAGUGCAGAAAACUUCUGUGUAGAGCGUACUCUCAAAGAGAUGAGUGUUCGGGUCAGAGUCUCUCAAAAUCACCAACAUUUUGUGGCUGAGUCGGCCUCAUCCGCUGAAAACGAUAGCGAACUAAGAAUCCUGUUUCUGCCGGCAGUUCAGAAAUGGGGCAAAGCUGACCGGCAUCAACUGUGGCUACUGCACUUCCUUGUGACAUUUAACUCUUUCAGCCCCACUUCAAAAAUACUAAAAUAUAUCCGUUUAAGGCUGUCUUUUUAGGCUUGCUUUCCACAAUAUUACUGCUGCAUCACUUCCUGAUUUCAUAAACUACAGGUCUGGCUGGGGGUCAUGAUCACACAAGUUAAACCCUCAUUCAAUAAGUGGCUUGAUUGCUGUUCCUUGCAGUAAUUUUGACAGCCCUAAAAAAACAUAAAUCACAUAAAAAUACAACACAAAUAUGUGUAAUGGUUGAAAACAGACGAAGAAUAGGUUGAAAGCUGAGUCAAAGAGAGCGCACUUGCAGUAGUAACCAAGAUCCUUAUGUUGAACUCUUCAAGAGUUAUUAGCUCAUAGAUGGGGAGGAAUGAAGUUCACUUUUUUGUUGAGCUCUUACCUUUUGCAAGCCAAUUCUGUAAUUAAACAAAUGAAAUUAAGGAAUUGAAGAACCCCGGUUGGAACCUCGCAGCCAUUCGUCUGAAAACACAGAGAGGAAAAAAAAGCCAAAAGCGAUGGCAAACAGAGCCGUUAAGAACUGCUAGUGUCAGGAAGAAAAUGCUUUAAUGCUCGUUUCUAACCCUCCUCAGGCUUUGUGCCGUAAUUGCGGGGGAAAAAUUUGCAGUUGCAUGAAGCCAGUGCACCUAAUGAAAGGUUUUCAGCUACAAAGUUGUUGUUGAGUGAAAAAGACGCUGUCUGAAGUGAGAGUUAGAAGUGUAUCAUACCUCUGAGGAAAAACCUUUAUUCUUUCAAAACGUCGCCAUUUAGGCAGAAGCAGGGUGAAAAGGCUUUAAACCUGACAUUCUUUAAUGGUAGGCUUUUUAUUUGUCUUCAUUCUUUAUCUGAAAAUAUUCAAACAUAUAAAGAGCAUUUGCCUUCAGUUGCCCGCCUGUACUGCAGCCAUAUUAACUGUCAGCUGCUGCUCAGGUUGAAUAGGUUUGAAGUGUCACUCUUAUUAGACUCGAUUGUAUGUGACGUUCAAGUGUGUGUGGGCUGAAACCACUUUAGAGAGCGCCCGGCAGGAUCCUUAGAGGACAUUACCUCUGGACCUGCGUUCAGUGCCAGAUUAGCUCUCUCUUUAUUAACGUCCUCGAGGCCUCUUACUCGUAAUUGAAUAUUGACCUUGUUGCAUCAUUGCUCGGUCGCUAUCAGAUGUACCUUUUUUUUUUAGGCAGGAGGGAGGUCAUUGUGUUGGUUGCAACAAUACUGUAGUGUGUGCAAUCUUUUUUUAUGUCUAAGGGGAAUCGAUAUGAGCAGGGCAUCAUGUAUCUAUAACACUAAAACUCUUAUUGUCUCUAUAAUCAAGGCACUGAGGAGUGUUGUAGUAAUUUUGAAAACAUUCUGGUCAAAACAAAAUACUCAUUGUUAAAAAAUAUACGCACCAAUGUGACACAGACCAUAAAAUUGACAGGGUUCUUACAAAAGUAUGGAAAUACAUUUGAUCAAUUUCCAAGUCUUAAAAAGUAUCGAAAAUGAAAAAUAGAGUAUGGAAAAAUAUUUUUGUUUCCAGACUAUUACCAUACUGUUUUCUUCAAUAGAAAAGUAGGUAUUUCCAAAAAUAAUUCUAAAAAGUAGCGUAUGGAAAAGUGUGGAAAUUCCAACUGUGUAGGAGCCCUGAAAUUGAGUGGAAACUUGCUCUUCAGGGAUUAUUCUAGCUAUUCUAUUUAUUACUUAUUGAUUAUUCUAGCAAGAUAUGUAUAGAUACUUUCUGUAACCGUCUACUGAUUCUGCAAAUAUAACAAAACAAACUUGUGGAUCUCACUCUGGCAAAUUUGCAGUAAUACUUUUGAUUAAUGUUUAAAAAAAGGUCAAAUGUUUUUAUGCUCAUAGUUAAAUAAUUAAGUUAAAAGCACCAUCACUUUUUCAAUCUUGUUCUAGCUUGGAGUUCUCUUCAGAAAAGGGUAUAAAUUUAAACAUGGUUGCAGGUGCCAGCAAGUCCAAAGUGGGCUGGUUGAACUGACAGGUGAAAUAUCCUAGUCCCUUGUAGGGGGUCUACAGUACAGCCUCCACCAUGUCUUCACCCACUUUUUCUUUUUGUCUCUACCAACCGUCUCCUUCUCAGAAUAAAUACACAGAAUAAAGUUCCUCAAAAUAAUCCUCAAAUAAAAUGUUGAUGUUGGUUUUAAAAAGUCUCCAGACAGUCAACUUGAAGUGUCAAAGAUGAGUUUGGCCACGUCUGCCUUAAAGCAAACCACUUCCCAUUUCAAAGUGUCUUGCAAAAAUUUGAGGCCUCACCAGUCAUCACAGCAUCUUAGACUUAGGCAGACUUUGACUGGGAGAUGAUGGCCAGCCCUUCAAGUUGCCAAAAAUCCCAUACAAUCAGUUAAAGUUGUCGAAAUAAACAAAAGCAUGAUACUUUUUAAUACCAUAUGUUGUUAAACAACACCAACAAUGUUAUUUAAACAUAUGAUAGUAUUGAAAAGUACUAACUAGGGCUGUUGCAAUAUACAACUAUUGUCCAUAACCAUCCUUUAAAAAAAAGGAAGUACUGAUGUCAUGCUAGGAUUACGCAUGUGGUUAUAUGGAGAGUAAAUAGUUCAAUAGUUUAAGUCCUUUAAAAAAAAGUAAAUUCAAAGAAGAAGAACAAGCGGAUAGCAAACUAGUGGUAGCUUCCUCUCAGAGUGGAUUAAAUGUUUAGAAUCCAGAAGUAGUAUUAGAGCUUGUGCCUCUUUAGGGUUAUUAAUCCAUCAAAUGUUGUUCUUUCUGUCUUCAUACAAUCCCAUAAAUCACAAUCCACUGGAAGCAGCAGAUAUUUCAAAGUAAAAAGCAAUUUUUUUUACAAUUCAGGAAAGAAAGUAACAUGAAAAAUACAAUCAUAGGAACAUUCAAUGGCCAUGACAAUCAUAAGGGAAAUAUCUUAUACUGAGACAGAAAAGUGUGAUCAUAAAAACUAGUUCAAAACCAUUAAAAUCUUGAAUAACUUAUGUUCCAAUAUAUUUUGUUGCAAACAUUCCGACUAGAAACGACACAACCUCCCUGACGCCUGGUUCACACAGGAAGCGCCGCGCGCGGAACGGAAGCGCCGCGCGCGCGCAGCGCCGGCUCGCGCUUGGCUGUUCACACAGGAAGCGCUUUCUGCUGCGCUCUGACAUGCCGGUCAGACAUCGACUGAGCCCGGUAGUGCUCGGCCGUUUCCGUCUGCCCUCAGUUUUCCACACUUACGAGCGCUUUAAAAAUGGGUAAAUCACUAUUUAUUUACGUUUUUAUUUCGUCAUACAUGAAUUAAAUAUUGACAGCAUCUUCAAGUAUUGUUUUAAAUUAUUAUAUAGGGGUAAACGACGAAUAAAUUGGGGAGUCUGUUGACUCCGUUGUAUGUAUAGCCUUGUUAGCUCGAGGCUAUUGACUGUAUCGUAAUAAAGUCCCCCCCCCUUUGUCUCAAUAACAUCACUGAAUCCCUGCAGCUCUCCCUCCGUGUGUGUGUGUGUGUGUGUGUGUUCAUCGGUAAAAAAAAAAUAGACCGACAAGCAACACUGUCAAUCUUUUUCUAAUUUAUUGAAAUUUACUUUAUUUUGAAAAUUGACCGGAUUCUCUCGCAUCUCCUUCCUGACUUCCUGUCUGGUCCGAUCUGCUCUGUUGAGCUUUACAUCGGCGCGCGCGGCUCGCGCCAAAAAUAGAGAGAAGUGGAGCAGCCGCGCUCCAGAGCGCGAGCCGUUCCGCGCGCGUGCUGUGUGAACAGUCUCAUAGGUUAACAUGGGCGCCGAUCUGAAACUCUGUGCGCGGCGCUUCCGUUCCGCGCGCGGCGCUUCCAGUGUGAACCAGACGUAAGAAGCAGGAACAGCACAGCUGAGUGGACCAUGAAGCUGCUGGUAUUCGCCUCACUCUCCCACUGUGGUGACAAUGAAGUGCCAUCUGAACACACCAGGCACCCACACAGCACACAGACACACAACUUCAGCUGUGCUAUACACAGUCACAGUGAGAGAGUCAGAGCCCUUUCUGUUUGUGCAUACAUCUGCCGCCCUGCCCGACAGUAACAUGUUGUUGUAGCUAACACUUAGCUAUGUGGGACUUCUAGAAAUAGACGUCAAAGCUCUUCAUAAAGGUUGAGUUUUAGGUGUGUCUGUCAUAGAGCGAUGAAAAGAGCUAGAGGAGUUACAGUCUGUUAUCACUUUUAUCAAACAAGGAAGAAAGAGCCGGUGUGUCUGCUUGUUUUGCUGCCACAGAUCAAGAGUUAGCCAUUUCAUUAUUGAUUUUCACCUUUGCGUAAAAGAGCCAAGAUGUCAUCUUUUGGCUGACUGUACUUUUUAAUUAUUUACACCAGUUGAGAGCUUUUGCUUGCUUUGUCUCCCUCUCUCAAUCUUUCUUUAUCGCUCAUGCUUAUUUUCUUUGUCAGGGCUUUCUCAUAGGGAUAUUUUAGUGAUCCAAAUAAUCCAAAAAUGCAUAUAAAGCAAUAGAAAACUUCAAGUGUUACUGUGUCUUAAUAGCAAGAUUCAAAACACAGAUGCUUACAAGUGCAAAUAAUGUUGGAACAGCAACAUUUAUGGAGCAAAAUGUGUUUUUUAUGUGUGUGCUUUUGCAAAUUGACCACUGUAUCUAGAUAACGACUAAUCUGCUUCAGCUUUAUAGGACUGGCAAAUGCUUGUUCAACUUUGUCCUCACUUCCUGGUGUGCUCAUCCUCUAUUGUUUGUCUCAGUAAUGGCAGGGAGUGCGCUCUGUGUGGUCCAAAGAGCACUCCAAGUAACUUUUAAAAUGUAUGUAGGUCUCGCUCUUAUCGAGCUCACUGACUGUCACCAGUGGGCAGUUUGAGGGGUCAGUGGUUAGCAUGGUCUCCACGUGUAAGUCUCUGAAGUCAGCAGGAAGGAGGUACGAUGUUUGCAUGAUCACACCCAGACCUCUGCAACUUCCUCUUUCUACCCACAGACUCCUCCAUCUGAACUGAAACUCUGAAUACUCAGGGGUGUGAAUCUGAAUGUGUUUAAAGACAUGGAAGACAAACCCGACUUCAACGCAACAAACAGUGUAAAAGAAGAAUGAAUUGUAUACGGAGGGUUGUAACACUGCCACCGAAUGUUUAGCAGUAUCAGGCUUUAAAGUUUCUGCUUUUAGUGAUCUAUUUAGCUGCUGUCCAUGGACUAAAUCUGACACUUAAAUAAUCUCAGCUGGCCUGUUAGAAAUGAACACAAACAUAGAAUUGAAAAGCUUUUAUGUAACAGGCUAUCAAUGUGCUAUCAGUCCUUUUAGGAUGGACUGGAAUCAAAGUUGACAUUCUUUUUGGAAACCAAGAUUCAUGAUUGGUUUAUUUGUCAUAUGCAGGUUAAACAAGGUCAACAAUGCAAUGAAAUGCCCUGGAUGAGGGGACUGCUCGACCCAAAGGAGUACAGAUAAAACACGCAAUAAGUACUGAGAAGGAUACAAUAAAAUAAGGAUACAAAAAUAAAGAAGUAUAAAAGAAAAUAUUUACAAAGUGUACAAGCAAUGCAGUAGGUGCUGAGUGUAAAUGUACGCAAAGGAGGAUAAGUCAAUGGGAAAAAUGGGGUAUGAAUUGCUGUAUUGCACAUGAUAUUGCACGUCACAGAUAAUAUUGCACAUUAAGUAGAUUAUUGCACAGAGUAUUGUCCGGUGAUACUGUCAGGAAUGAUGAACCAUGGACAGUGUGUCCUCUGCUCUAAAGAAGAGGGACCACAUCGCUUGUUGGUCCCUGUCCUACAUCUCUGAUGGUAUGGGAAUGCAGGGGCACAAGUGUCGGUAAACAUACUCUUAUCCCAACAGUUUGCAUCAAGAUUUUUCAGUUAUUUUGGAAAUAUUCUUCAUCAAGUUUAGGCUUUAAAUGAUCAGCAAACCAUCCAAUCAUGUUUUAUCAACAUGUCACAAAGAGAACAAGUUGUUUGAAAUUGAUGUUGUGGGUUUAAUGCAACAUGGCAAUUUAUUGAAAUAACAGUCACUUCCCUUUUCUGGUUAAAAUAGACACUCAACGGCAAAAUUCUCAGUUAAAGUAGGACCGUGGCCUUUGCACUAAACCCCAGAGCCUGUGGGUCUGUGUGGUCUCAGAAUAGUUUAUAAAAGGGGAAAUUAGAUCCACUAAUGUGACAGGACUAGUCGCCUAGAAACAACGCACAAUCUUUGAUAUUAGAUGAAUAAAGCUUUGCCUUCAGGAUGUAUUUAUGUUUGUUUUAACUUCAUGUAACCUUGUCUUCAGGAGUAAAGUGUCUAUUGGUACAACUUUUCAAACAAAAUAUUGAUGCUUGGCAGGAUACAUCCCUGAAUUAUCCAUGUUUUGUUUGUGUAUACUUCAUGGGGGGAAUAUGUAUGUCACCCCUCUGCAAGAUGAGAAGAUCUUAUAGUGAAGUCUGCAGAAAUCAGGGCUGCAGAAAAGUUCAGAAGUCCUCAUUUGACUUUGACUUCCAGAAGAUGGAGGUAGAAAGCGGUUGCUUUUUCUGCACUGCUGAGCCGAUGCUAACUCCUACCUGUUUCCCGCCUCCCCCAGGUGGUUCUUCGGGAAGAUUCCUCGGGCCAAAGCAGAGGAGAUGCUCAACAAACAGAGGCACGAUGGAGCCUUCCUCAUCAGAGAGAGCGAGAGUGCACCAGGAGACUUCUCCCUCUCUGUGAAGUAAGCAGCAGCAGAAGCAGCAUCAGCACACGGAGCGAAGCAUGAUUCACACUCACACUGUACUCUAUAAAUACAGUUUAACAUUAUCCUCAUAUCAGCGCACAGCUCCCCCUCAACUGAUCAGGUUCAGAAGUUUCCAUAGCCGGUUUAUCUGAGUCAUCAGCGCUGCCUCUUCCUUAUUCCUGUGGAGCCUCACUGCUGCCCUCUGGGGUUUCCAUACUGUAAUUGUUAUUUGUGGUGUUUGGACACGAGCUCUUUUUGUACUUCCUGUUUUAGCUGACACGCACAAGACUCAUUCAUUUCCUCUUCUGUGACUCGCCCAUUUCAGACUUAUCCAAAAGUCUCAUCAGAUAACACAGAGCACUUUACAUGUAAAGUGGAUGAUCGGACACAGAUCUUAAUUACUGUCUGGAUUAUCCUGGUUCCACUCAGUCAAAUGAACCGGUCGUGUCAGCGACAGACUGACUAACACUGAGCAGUCUGCCACAGUCACGCCUUCUAGAUUUGAUAAGAGGGGUUAUUGUCUGAGUAUUUAGUUGUUAUAAUCUGCCUACCAAAUACCACAAGUGUAUUUUGUUAACUUCCUCUGUAGAUCCCCUCCUCACACUUUUUCUCUCUUUACCCCUGCCAAGGUUUGGAAAUGAUGUCCAGCAUUUCAAGGUUCUUCGUGACGGAGCUGGAAAGUAUUUCUUAUGGGUGGUGAAGUUUAACUCCCUCAACGAGCUCGUGGACUACCACCGCUCCACCUCAGUCUCUCGCAAUCAGCAAAUCUUCCUGCGAGACAUAGAGCAGGUCCCCCAGGUAAGAGAAAAGUCAUGCAGAGAUUCAGGCCCUAAAACUAAAUCAGAAAAGUGUCUCAGUACAAUAAUAUGUGUUAUAAACCACAGUUUAAUCUCAAGACACAAUCAGACACAAACAUGUUCAUAUAGACCUCUAAAAUACAGAUGGAUUUCAACAAAUUUAACAUUUUUUAAAAUUUUGUCAUGAUUUAUUUCAAGAGGAAACAUUCACGUAAUCUGCAUCUAUUGUGAAGAAUCCAGUAUCUCAGAUUCAUAGACAUUUUUAUCAUGAACACUCAGAAAAACAGGAUAUAAAAUAUAGAAAUGUCUAACUUCUGAAAAGUCUGUUCAUUUAUACACACAAUACUUGGUCGGAGCUCAUUUACCUUCAAUCACUACAUCAAACAGCCUUUAGCGCUCUUCAGGAACCCCAUGUUGCUCUCAUAGCUACCCACAGCUAGCCUUCAUUUUCGACUCGGGCUUUCAUGUUCUCCUGUUGACGAUAACCCACAGUUUCCUGAAGGGUUCAGGUCAGUUCAUCUGGCUGUCCAAUCAAGCACAGUUAUAACAUCGCAGGCUAACCAUUAGUAAGGGUUUUGACGGAGUGGGCAGGUGCUAAAUUCAACUGGAAAGAAAAUCUGUAUCUCCAUAAAGGCUAUCUUAACUUGAUUAUGUUUGUGUGCACUGAUCUGAACUAAGAGAUACAGAAUUAGGGCUGCACCUAACGAUUAUUUUCUUAUCGAUUAAUCUAACAAUCAUUUUUUCGAUUAGUCGAUUAAUCUAUUGACUAAUUUAUCGAUUAUUCUACCAAUUAUUUUUUAUUUACCUAUUAAUAUAACUAUGAAUUUAACCAAAAUAGCCAGUACAAACUUGUCCUGUUAGUAUUUAAUUCAAUGAUUUAGUCAAGAAUCUCUUGAAAUCAAACAAAACAGAAUAUUUAGGUUAUAAAAUCCGGGAGAUUUUUGCUGCACGCGCCAGGCAGUUUUGGGGUUACCUUGUAUGGUGGAUAUGGGCUCAUUAUGAGAUUAUUUGUGAUUAAAUUGCUCAUCUGAAUAAGUAUAAGUGAAGCUGCACACUUUUUGUUUUGUUCUAACAAUAAGAAAUGGUAUUAAAAAAAUAAUAGCUACGAUAAGCCUUGAACUUCUUUAGUCCACUAAUAUUAGUGUUAAAGUCCUAGUAUGUUUUACAUGCUCUCCUGUAUGAGGCUCUCUGAACAUCUGUGCGUGUAAUACAGCGCUCUUAAAUCUGAGGCUGCCCUGAACGCAUCACUUCGAGACACUGAAAGACCAUCAACAUAAAUAUUAUAUGUCACGUUUGUAGUGCUGGGCGAUAGGACGAUACAUAUCGUGGGCACGAUAGAAAAUGUCUAUCGUGCCAUUUUUAUUUUUAUCGUUUCGGGCGAUAGGCUGUAUUUUAUCCAUAGGGCUUGUGCCAUCAGAUGAUUCAUAGUAACAACAACAAUAAUUGCACAUUCAGUAAGUGUAUUUGGUGUCAAACGGGAAAGAAAACAAUAUUUUCUUACAAAGAAAAGGAUGCGUUGACAUGUAGGCUUGCAUUUCUCUUUCGAUUUUGCGACAUGACGCCGCUUUACGUUACGUGCAUUUUCGACUCGGGCUUUCAUGUUCUCCUGUUGACGAUAACCCACAGUUUCCUGAAGGGUUCAGGUCAGUUCAUCUGGCUGUCCAAUCAAGCACAGUUAUAACAUCGCAGGCUAACCAUUAGUAAGGGUUUUGACGGAGUGGGCAGGUGCUAAAUUCAACUGGAAAGAAAAUCUGUAUCUCCAUAAAGGCUAUCUUAACUUGAUUAUGUUUGUGUGCACUGAUCUGAACUAAGAGAUACAGAAUUAGGGCUGCACCUAACGAUUAUUUUCUUAUCGAUUAAUCUAACAAUUAUUUUUUCGAUUAAUCUAUUGACUAAUUUAUCGAUUAUUCUACCGAUUAUUUUUUAUUGACCUAUUAAUAUAACAAUGAAUUUAACCAAAAUAGCCAGUACAAACUUGUCCUGUUAGUAUUUAAUUCAAUGAUUUAGUCAAGAAUCUCUUGAAAUCAAACAAAACAGAAUAUUUAGGUUAUAAAAUCCGGGAGAUUUUUGCUGCACGCGCCAGGCAGUUUUGGGGUUACCUUGUAUGGUGGAUAUGGGCUCAUUAUGAGAUUAUUUGUGAUUAAAUUGCUCAUCUGAAUAAGUAUAAGUGAAGCUGCACACUUUUUGUUUUGUUCUAACAAUAAGAAAUGGUAUUAAAAAAAUAAUAGCUACGAUAAGCCUUGAACUUCUUUAGUCCACUAAUAUUAGUGUUAAAGUCCUAGUAUGUUUUACAUGCUCUCCUGUAUGAGGCUCUCUGAACAUCUGUGCGUGUAAUACAGCGCUCUUAAAUCUGAGGCUGCCCUGAACGCAUCACUUCGAGACACUGAAAGACCAUCAACAUAAAUAUUAUAUGUCACGUUUGUAGUGCUGGGCGAUAGGACGAUACAUAUCGUGGGCACGAUAGAAAAUGUCUAUCGUGCCAUUUUUAUUUUUAUCGUUUCGGGCGAUAGGCUGUAUUUUAUCCAUAGGGCUUGUGCCAUCAGAUGAUUCAUAGUAACAACAACAAUAAUUGCACAUUCAGUAAGUGUAUUUGGUGUCAAACGGGAAAGAAAACAAUAUUUUCUUACAAAGAAAAGGAUGCGUUGACAUGUAGGCUUGCAUUUCUCGAUUUGUCAGAUUUUGCGACAUGACGCCGCUUUACGUGCCCUCUUCGUGUCCAGCGUCUCCCGCCGUUGCGGGUUACCUGGGUUACACACGUGAGGGGAUCAUCGUAAGCAGUGCUUAAUUUGUGCCGGAGCAAGUCGGAGCGCGAUCCGGGACCUCUUUUGAUCGGAUCCGGGACCUAUUUCAGCCGCUCCGGCACCUGUUUCAUCUGCUCCGGGACCUUCCCUGUAGAGGAUGACAUUUUUCGGGAAUUCCCGUGGGUCACGUGAUUCCCGCGGGAAUCCCACGGGAUGGGAGUCAUUUUUAAUUAAUCCCUUGAUCGGGACGGGGAAAAAGGCAACGGGAGUGGGCAGGAGCGGGAACAACAUUAAAAGAUGAUCAUUUUCAGCCGUGUUAAACAACCAGAUGAACAGGUGCGUCCAUUUUUGUAGUCAUCUCUCAGUGAGAGCCAACACUCUUGACCGCGCUAGCAACACAAAAGAACUACAACAGUGGUUUGACUUCCUGUCAGCUGGGAGCGCGGCUGCGCAUUUCUACCCGUCAAGCCAGCAGCGAGGAAACGUAAUUUUGUGACAUUCUGUAGUUUUUCAAUCAUUUCUGGAGUCGUGGCGAAUCAAAUCACCUUACCUGUCUGCCCCUGAUAGGCGAAUAAAGCGCUCGGAUUCAUGCUCGGGUCUUCCUACGUGCUUCAAGAGUAAAGUAAACAAUGAUGGAGGCAGAGAGCAGCUUUGGAGGAGAAACAUCUAGCAGUGUGAACAACCUCUUCAAAAGAGCCCUAAAGACCUACCUUUUUAAUAAAGCCUUUGGUUAACUUUCCUCUAUGCUUUUACUACCUUGCCUCUUUCAUUGCAACUCUAUAUUUUUUAUUUUUUUUUAAUUCUUUUUUUAUGCCAAUCUGUGACUGUCAUUCUAUUGCUUUUUUAUUGUUGCUGCUCUUUUUUUACUGUGUACUGUAGCACUUUUAGAUUUUUUGUAAAUGUAAAGUGCAUUACAAAUUAAAUUUAUUAUUAUUAUUAUUAUUAUUAUUAUUAUUAUUAUUAUUAUUAUUAUUAUGGAGUGCUUUGGCUCACACUAUCGGCGUUUUCUGUGAGUGUUGCAUAACUUUGGGUGAGCACAGACAUGAAUGCACUUCGGCCACGUAUUUAUUUAUUCAUUUUUCUAGUUUUAAGUGCUGGUCUUGUACUGGUACUGUACUAGUGCAGCUGUAUACACUUAAAUUUUUCAUAGAACUGAAAGCAUACCGUAGCUAUAUCGUGAUAUAUAUCGUUAUCGUGAUAUAAAAUGAUCCAUAUCGUGAUAUACAUUUUUUUCCAUAUCGCCCAGCACUACACGUUUGUUGUAAAAUGAACCCUUCAAUGAAAGGGAAACAAACACGGGACAAUCUUCAGUUGUCAAGAAACCUGGAAAGGUUGGACAAAUAUAGUUCCCCGGGAGGAAUGACAAUACAUGAGGUGGGUGGGAGAUAGGUCUGAAAUACGGUAGAGUCCCGAGAAAAACAAGAGUGUUGGGAGGUAUGGUAUCAGUAUACAUAUGAGCUUGCGAUCGCUGAGUAUUGGCGAGCUGUCGUCGGCAAUCACACAGCUGAUUAAUUAGCGAGUUAUCGGACCCGAAGUAGCCAUUGUCUACGUCAUCAUGCGACAAAUUUUUGUAGUUGAUUACGUCAACGAAUCGCCCCAGCCCUAGUUAGAAUAGUAAGUUGCUCAAACUUCAAAUGAAACGUUCUAUACUUUUGGCCAAUUUUAACAAAAUCCAACUAGAAAACUGCUUGAAGCAUUUUGGUUUUAAUGCAUCAAGUCUAUGAUAUGUCGAUUGUCUUAAACAUUUAUUUUAUUGAGCUUUUUCAUGAUGUUCUGACUCAGUGAGAUACACUGACAGGUUCAAAGUUGCAGAGCCAGACAGAACUUAUUUGCUUCUAUCAAUACUCGCACGCCAUUUUAUUUGCUAAGAAAAAAAAGGAAGCAUCAAAAAUCUGCCUUUACAUAGUUCAGUGAGCUUGAUAGUUAUGGUUAUGCCAUACAUACAAUAAAGUUUUAAUUAAUGCAAAGGUGCAAAGGAGUGCCUCUUUGUGGGUUGUGGGCUGUGAGAAGGGGAAGGGGGGAGGGUUGAUGUGUGAAAUCUUGUGAACUGUUCUGAGAAGUCAUUUGAAUACACCAAAAUAGUGUUUUAUUUGCACCUCUGCUGUCAUAAUACCCCACUGGAGAACAUGCUCUAAUAAUUUCAGACACCAGUAACAAAUUUGCAGAAGUAGCGAAAUUAUUGAAAUAUUCAGGGGAACAGUGACGCAAAUGCAGAGCAUCACUUUGUCUGGGUGAACGCACUGUGGCGUGAGAUGGUUCAAAGCGCCAGAAGUGUCUUAAAUUUCACACAUGGGACCUGAGACGGUUUUUUCAUCACUGCACGUCAACAUUAUUACCUCAUCUUACAUUUCGGCAACAAAGCACGAGUUAGACCGCGGUAGUUCAACCGUUCAAGUGCAGAGCUUCUACUAUAUGUUAAAAAGUAGGUAACAGACAAAUAUCAGUGACUCAUUGCGAAACGAGACGAUUUCUAAAGAAUUUCUGUGAUAUUUGAGCGAGUCUGGACGUCUGCAGCUGGAGGAAGUGAGUGAGAGUGACGCUGGUAGCCGGCAGGUCUAAAGGACAGCUGCAGGGAAAGAAGAGGUCAAAUUUAAGCAGAACCAUCCAGAAAAGAAAGAGAUGAGGAGAGGUUUCAGGUAAGACAGCUAGAGGGUAAGAGCAAGAUAAAGUAAGAACAAGUCUGUGUCAGAUAGUGAGGGAGGCAGACGGAGUUAGCUGUUGGCCCAAUCUCUGCCUCAGAUUGUCUCCUACAUAGUAUUACUUUGGUCAUGUCUUUUACUUGUCCUGUAACCUGUUGCAUCACUUUAAUAAAAUAAAAAGCAGGAUAAAAAGAAAAAGAAAUGAUGCAACUAAAAGGGAAAAGUGAAACCUUUCAGCAACAAGUCAAGACGAAUGCAUUUACAUGAAAUGUGUUGCAAUGAAGCUCAGUUUAAACAAUUUUAUAACACAGUGUAGAGAGCACAUGCAAGAAAAGAGGGACUGGAGGAGCACAAACAUUGACUGCUGCACUUGUCGUUAGUAUGCAUUUGAAAAUCAGGAACUGGAUUUUUUUUAAAUAGUCAACAUGAGAUAAAAUUUCUGAUUCUACAUGCAGGUUUACGCCCACUCAGUCAUUGCACAAAAAACAUCGAGUUUAUCAAACAGACUUUGCUCCUUAUGUGUGCAGAUCCUGCUGUUAUGUUGCUUCAAGAAAAAAAAAACAUUAGUUUACCUUUUUUUUUAAUGCACUUGUAGGGCUGGGUGAUACAGGAAAAUUUUAUCACGACAUAUUUUUUUCAUAUCAGUCGAUAUUGAUAUAUUUUGGCUUCAAAUCCAUAUACAGGCGGUAGGGGGAACCAAGUUGUCCAUAGUAUAUACAGUCUAUGGCUCUAAUUCAGCACAAUUGUUUCAUGUGGACCAAUCAUUGGCUAUUUCUAUAGUCCACCAAAACAUGGCAGAAUGUCAGCUUUUGAAAAGUGUAUUGACCAGGCUUCAUAUCAAUUUUAAGGGAAAUUAAUUUUUGAUAUAUAUCAUUAUCGUUUUAUCACCCAGCCCUAUGCACUUGUCAUCUAUUCUUCAUACUAUGACAUUUCUUUGAACUGAAAGGAAAAUGUAAUAAAUAAUUUAUGAAAAUUCAAACCCUCCUAUCAAACCACCCCUCAUCCCUCAGUUGUGGGAUGUGUCAUGGCGUGGAUGAAUUCGUUGAUUCAGCGUUUUUCUUCUGUCAUAAUCCCGUGACAGUUUUGCUAACCAGUCCUCUCCUUCUGUUUGCACAGCAUCCCACAUAUGUGCAGGCGCUCUUUGACUUUGACCCGCAGGAGGAAGGAGAGCUGGGUUUCCGACGCGGCGACUUCAUCCAAGUUUUGGACAACUCUGACCCCAACUGGUGGAAAGGAGGCUGCCACGGCCAAACGGGCAUGUUCCCCCGCAACUACGUCACGCCUGUCAAUCGGAACAUGUAAACAGUCAGACCAUUUAAACAGCAACAACAACCACCACCACCACAACAGCAACCAUCACCACCACCACCGCCAUUAUCAUCAUCCUUCUUGAUCCCAUCAGCCCUCAUCCAACCCGCCCCCCUUAAAAAAAACAAAAAAAAAAAAAACAACCCCUCCACCCCCUCUACGCCAUCCCACGAUAACAGGAGCAGACAGGAAGAAGGCAAACAACCGAAAGAGAGAGAUAAAGCAGGAGUAGUGCUGUCGUAGGCGUCGCUGUGUGGGUGGCAGCUGAGCAAAAUCAACUUUAACUUGUGCUGAGGAUGUUCACCUCCCCAGUGAACGCCUCGGUGAGGAUCGAACUGUCUUUGAGGGAAAUCUAAAUGCAGAGAAACUAAAGAGUAGUGCACCAACCGUGAAGAUAACCAAAUGAUUCUACCGCUCCCACAGCUGCUUCUGUCUUCUCCUAAACUUCUUAACAUUCUGCCUUUCUUUUGUGUUUUUUUUUUUUCUUCUUUCUUUGCCGCAUGUUGUUUUAAUCACCUAAAUGAAAUGCCUACCGAUAAAUCCUAACUCUGUUUUAAAGAAAAAAAAAGUCAAAAAUCAUAAAAAAGAAGAAAUGGUUUUAAAAAAUGUACAAAAAAAAGAAGAGAGAGAAAAAAUGAUGCAAUCUUCUGAAAAGCAAGUUUCCAUGUUUAAGAUCAUUGGCACGUGAGCAGUGUACAUCAGCCAUUGGCUGUAUAAAUAAAUCAACUAUAGAGAGAAUCCAUUUUUAAGAAUAUAUAUUAUAUAUUUGUAUGUGUUUGUCUGUUUUACCUCUCAUCACAAAUUGUAUUUUUUUCCAUUUGUAAAUUAUGUUCAAUCUUUUGUUAGUCUGGAUAAGACCUAGUAGCUCUAGAAUGUGCUGAAUUGUCAGUCAAGUUAUUUUUCUUCUUCUGAGUCUAUCUGAGGGCUCUCAGAUAAAAAAAACAGCAUGAAAUUUAAGGGGUCAUAAGUUCCAUUCGAAGAGGUUUCUCUUGUUUGUAAUGCAAGGAAAGUGGUUAGUUCUCUAAAGGUGUCAAGAAGCUAACGUUGACCAGCAAGUAGAGCCAUGAAUGCUGCAAGAGCUGUUGUAUUACAAAGCCCUGUAUAAAGGUCAGCCACCUUUUCAAAGCCAAUGUAUUUAUUGCAGCCAUUUUACUUGGGCAGUGAAUGUAGCUGACUGAGUCCACAGAUAUUAACAUGAGGGAAGCAAGGUCGGAGAACUGAACUACACAACCAUGCAAGGGAUUAAAAAAAACUAAGACAUGCUGAAAAAAGUAGUGUUGUCAAUAGUCAUUUUUAAAGAGAAUGGUGUGAGAGGAUGUGUACAGGUAGUUAACAUGCAUAUUCACAAACAGUCAUUACAUGCAUGCAUUCGCAGACGCUCUCCUCCUUGUUAUACCUGCACGUAGCAAAGAGGCUGAGUUUGGAUAAUCACAUUGUGUAAUCACCGGUGCAGAUCUGCAGCUGGCACAGAUUAACAGUUCAGAAAACUGAGAGAUUGUCUUUUAUGCUAAAAGUCGAGAGAUCAGCGUUAACGAUGUAAAAGUUUUUUUUCCUUUCGUUUGUGUCCAACGUGGCGUGUGGUCAAGCACUUUUUUUGUCAAACAUUAUGAUUUCUGGUCCAGUCACUCAGUGUGCGUGUGUUUGUUUACCGUGUUUGUGUAUUUUUUUUUCUUUCGGUUUCUGUUUUCUUGUUCUCUCUGGAUAGUGCCUUUCUCUCUGGUGUUUCAGUGUCUCCGACCUGCUACUUUGAGCCCCCCUCCCUUUCUAGGGGCCUGCCAGUCCUGCAGUGAGAAACAGUGUACAUAAUCCUACCUGUCCCAUCCAACAAUGCCGCCUCCCCAUCCCCAGCCUCCCUACAUCAACCCGCCUUCACCUUUCUCCUCACCAACAUGGAACUUUUCUUAUUUAAGUGUCUCUUGCCUUGUCUUACCUAAUGAUACUGUUUUGUUUUUGCUCUUUUUUAUUUGCAUUUGUUUUUUUGUUUUUUCAAUUAAUAAAAUGCAAUUAUUAAAAAAUGAGAAA